Molecule: messenger RNA, 62352 nt
Organism: Coregonus sp. 'balchen'
Lineage: Eukaryota; Metazoa; Chordata; Actinopteri; Salmoniformes; Salmonidae
Source: the annotation of a GenBank genome assembly
AUGGAGUGGCGACAACGGACCAGUGUGAGCUGUGAAGACGCCUUCACUGAGGCUCAGCGGUGGAUGGAGGUAGGGUUGGAGCUAAAUCAUAGACGCCUUCACUGAGGCUCAGCGGUGGAUGGAGGUAGGGUUGGAGCUAAAUCAUAGACGCCUUCACUGAGGCUCAGCGGUGGAUGGAGGUAGGGUUGGAGCUAAAUCAUAGACGCCUUCACUGAGGCUCAGCGGUGGAUGGAGGUAGGGUUGGAGCUAAAUCAUAGACGCCUUCACUGAGGCUCAGCGGUGGAUAGAGGUAGGGUUGGAGCUAAAUCAUAGACGCCUUCACUGAGGCUCAGCGGUGGAUGGAGGUAGGGUUGGAGCUAAAUCAUAGACGCCUUCACUGAGGCUCAGCGGUGGAUGGAGGUAGGGUUGGAGCUAAAUCAUAGACGCCUUCACUGAGGCUCAGCGGUGGAUGGAGGUAGGGUUGGAGCUAAAUCAUAGACGCCUUCACUGAGGCUCAGCGGUGGAUGGAGGUAGGGUUGGAGCUAAAUCAUAGACGCCUUCACUGAGGCUCAGCGGUGGAUGGAGGUAGGGUUGGAGCUAAAUCAUAGACGCCUUCACUGAGGCUCAGCGGUGGAUGGAGGUAGGGUUGGAGCUAAAUCAUAGACGCCUUCACUGAGGCUCAGCGGUGGAUGGAGGUAGGGUUGGAGCUAAAUCAUAGACGCCUUCACUGAGGCUCAGCGGUGGAUGGAGGUAGGGUUGGAGCUAAAUCAUAGACGCCUUCACUGAGGCUCAGCGGUGGAUGGAGGUAGGGUUGGAGCUAAAUCAUAGACGCCUUCACUGAGGCUCAGCGGUGGAUAGAGGUAGGGUUGGAGCUAAAUCAUAGACGCCUUCACUGAGGCUCAGCGGUGGAUUGGAGGUAGGGUUGGAGCUAAAUCAUAGACGCCUUCACUGAGGCUCAGCGGUGGAUGGAGGUAGGGUUGGAGCUAAAUCAUAGACGCCUUCACUGAGGCUCAGCGGUGGAUGGAGGUAGGGUUGGAGCUAAAUCAUAGACGCCUUCACUGAGGCUCAGCGGUGGAUGGAGGUAGGGUUGGAGCUAAAUCAUAGACGCCUUCACUGAGGCUCAGCGGUGGAUGGAGGUAGGGUUGGAGCUAAAUCAUAGACGCCUUCACUGAGGCUCAACGGUGGAUGGAGGUAGGGUUGGAGCUAAAUCAUAGACGCCUUCACUGAGGCUCAACGGUGGAUGGAGGUAGGGUUGGAGCUAAGUCAUUUACAACCACAUCUAAAAAAAAAAUAAACACGUUUGAUCCAUGAUUGGGUUGACGAAACAAAUUAAAAUAUAUCCAAGUUAAUGUUUCGAUGGACCACAGCAGCCUACAGAGCUGUACGUCAAAGGUGAACGUUUGUUGUUCCACUCGUCUUAUUCAUUAUUUUGAUUAAGUUUGGGCGAUUGUUCCACAUGAUACCUUUUUUACAGAGGCUCACUCAUUAAAUCUACUGGUUUACGAUGACCGUAACAUAAUAUGACGACACUCAUAAAAUGUGACGAUAAACCCUGUACUGCAAUGAAUGGGUGACAAUAUUGACAGUGAAGCCACUGUAAAACUGAGUGUGAAGGUGUUUUAGUUUUAGAGCGUGGUCAUACGCUCAUAUAGCGCAUAGAUAAAUACACCAUAUAAAAGCACAUUUUGCAAAUGGGCUCUUGAGAGUUAUCUGUGCUGUUGCGGUGAUGACGUAUUUUGUUUCAUGUAGGUCUUUGUGCUUUUUGAGAUGUGCAGUUUUGCGUAUCAAUCACAUAUAAACUUUAUCUUAUGAUGCCCUCGUAAAGUUUUCCUAAUUGGACAGUGGCAGUGUUGAGCUCCAGAGAGGAGGCAGGCUGCAUUCCAUUCUGUACCCCUCAGAGGGAGAGGAGAGGGGCAUGUGGGGAGCAAUUAAGGGUCGUGGGGAAGGGGACAGAGAGAGAUGAAGGGGUGGAAAGGAACAGGGAAUGAAUGAACAAAGGACUCCCUCCAGGGUGAUCGGGAACAGUGCCCCGUAGGCUUGUGCCCAGCUGGCAACGUAAUGUGGCCAUCCUCAUUCAGAUAGGGAACAGUGACCAGCUGGCCACAUGAUGUGACCCGUCUCCAUUCAGAUAGGGAACAGUGACCAGCUGGCCACAUGAUGUGACCCAUCUCCAUUCAGAUAGGGAACAGUGACCAGCUGGCCACAUGAUGUGACCCUUCUCCAUUCAGAUAGGGAACAGUGACCAGCUGGCCACAUGAUGUGACCCGUCUCCAUUCAGAUAGGGAACAGUGACCAGCUGGCCACAUGAUGUGACCCGUCUCCAUUCAGAUAGGGAACAGUGACCAGCUGGCCACAUGAUGUGACCCAUCAUCUCCAUUCAGAUAGGGAACAGUGACCAGCUGGCCACAUGAUGUGACCCAUCAUCUCCAUUCAGAUAGGGAACAGUGACCAGCUGGCCACAUGAUGUGACCCAUCAUCUCCAUUCAGAUAGGGAACAGUGACCAGCUGGCCACAUGAUGUGACCCGUCUCCAUUCAGAUAGGGAACAGUGACCAGCUGGCCACAUGAUGUGACCCGUCUCCAUUCAGAUAGGGAACAGUGACCAGCUGGCCACAUGAUGUGACCCGUCUCCAUUCAGAUAGGGAACAGUGACCAGCUGGCCACAUGAUGUGACCCGUCUCCAUUCAGAUAGGGAACAGUUGACCAGCUGGCCACAUGAUGUGACCCGUCUCCAUUCAGAUAGGGAACAGUGACCAGCUGGCCAAUGAUGUGACCCUCUCCAUUCAGAUAGGGAACAGUGACCAGCUGGCCACAUGAUGUGACCCAGUCUCCAUUCAGAUAGGAACAGUGACCAGCUGGCCACAUGAUGUGACCCUUCUCCAUUCAGAUAGGCAACAGUGACCAGCUGGCCACAUGAUGUGACCCUCUCCAUUCAGAUAGGCAACAGUGACCAGCUGGCCACAUGAUGUGACCCUCUCAUUCAGAUAGGGAACAGUGACCAGCUGGCCACAUGAUGUGACCCGUCUCCAUUCUGAUAGGGAACAGUGACCAGCUGGCCACAUGAUGUGACCCGUCUCCAUUCAGAUAGGGAACAGUGACCAGCUGGCCACAUGAUGUGGCCCAUCUCCAUUCAGAUAGGGAACAGUGACCAGCUGGCCACAUGAUGUGACCCGUCUCCAUUCAGAUAGGGAACAGUGACCAGCUGGCCACAUGAUGUGACCCCAAUCAUCUCCAUUCAGAUAGGGAACAGUGACCAGCUGGCCACAUGAUGUGACCCAUCUCCUCCAUUCCAGAUAGGGAACCAGUGACCAGCUGGCCACAUGAUGUGACCCGUCUCCAUUCAGAUAGGGAACAGUGACCAGCUGGCCACAUGAUGUGACCCAUCUCCUCCAUUCAGAUAGGGAACAGUGACCAGCUGGCCACAUGAUGUGACCCAUCUCCAUUCAGAUAGGGAACUGUGACCAGCUGGCCACAUGAUGUGACCCGUUCUCCAUUCUGAUAGGGAACAGUGACCAGCUGGCCACAUGAUGUGACCCGUCUCCAUUCUGAUAGGGAACCGUUGCCCAACUGGCCACAUGAUGUGACCUCUCCAUUCAGAUAGGGAACAGUGCCCCGAGAGGAAGGAGAGGGCAAUGGUGUAGGGUGUCAAGAUAGGCAUCCACUACCCUUUGUGUUACCUCAUCUCUCCUCUCCCCCCGCCCCACAAUGGACCACCCACUAAUACUCCACCCCUGUACCAUCUCCCCAUCCUGGCAUGCCCUCUCACAUGAGGAAACAGAAGGAACUGCCAACCCCUGUGUGAGUCUCAUCAUAGGAUUACGUGGCCACAGAGGUGUGGCACUCGCGCCCAUCAUGCAGGGAAGUUAACCCCUCAGAAGCCCGAGUCCACUUUUAAUGAGGGUGAAAGUUCCAAAGCAGUGAGAGAGAGAAGUGGUGGGUAGAGGGGUGAAAUGCUGUCGACUUGUAGCUCAAAUCUUUUCUACCCCCAACAAGACCAUAUUCCCCGCUGCUCUUUGGGGUAAGGUGGACGAUGGUUGAUUCUGGGGUGGUAGGAUGGUGAAUUGCUGGGGUAGGUAGACUGGUGAAUGCGGAGGUAGUUAGGAUGGUGAAAUUGCUGGAGGUGGAGGUAGGUGAUGGUCCCUAAUUUGCUGCUGGGGUAGGUAGGAUGGUGAAUUGCUGGGGUAGGUAGGAUGGUGAGUUGCUGGGGUAGGUAGGAUGGUGAAUUGCUGGGGUAGGUAGGAUGGUGAAUUGCUGGGGUAGGUAGGAUGGUGAAUUGCUGGGGUAGGUAGGAUGGUGAAUUGUGUGUUAAUCGGUAGGAAAGGGAGAGAAAAUCUCAUGUUUUCUCAUUGACACACAAAGCUGUUUAUACAAUACAGGGAGGUCAGUGAGUGGUCCGGUCCAGAAUAAUGUUUAUACUAUAUACAGGGGGGAGGUCAGUGAUGGUCCGGUCCAGAGUAAUGUUUAUAUUAAAAGGGAGGGAGGGCAGUGAGUGGUCCGGUCCAGAUAUACAGGGAGGAGGUCAGUGAGUGGUCCGGUCCAGAGUAAUGUUUAACCUAUACAGGGAGGAGGUCAGUGAGUGUCCGGGCCAAGUAAUGUUUUAUACUAUAUCAGGGAGGAGGUCCAUGAGUGGUCCGGUCCGAGUAUGUUUAUACUAUACAGGGAGGGAGGUCAUGAGUGGUCCGGGGCCAGAGUAAUGUUUAUACUAUAUACAGGGAGGGAGGUCAGUGAGUGGUCCGGUCCAAUAGUAAUGUUUAUACUAUACAGGGGGGGAGGUCAGUGAGUGGUCCGGUCCAGAGUAAUGUUUAAAACUAUAACAGGGAGGGGGGUCAGUGAGUGGUCCGGUCCAGAGUAAUGUUUAUACUAUACAGGAGGGAGGUCAGUGAGGGUCCGGGUCCAGAGUGAUGUUUUUUACUAAACAGGGAGGGAGGUCAGUGAGUGGUCCGGUCCAGAGUAUACAGGGAGGGAGGUCAGUGAGUGGUCCGGUCCAGAGUAAUGUUUAUACUAUAUACAGGGAGGGAGGUCAGUGAGUGGUCCGGUCCAGAGUAAUGUUUAUACUAUAUACAGGGAGGGAGGUGAGUGGUCCGGUCCAGAGUAAUGUUUAUACUAUACAGGGAGGGGGUGAGUGGGGCCGGUCCAGAGUAAUGUUUAUACAGGGAGGGAGGUCAGUGAGUGGUCCGGUCCAGAGUAAUGUUUAUACUAUAUACAGGGAGGGAGGUCAGUGAGUGGUCCGGUCCAGAGUAAUGUUUAUACUAUAUACAGGGAGGGAGGUCAGUGAGUGGUCCGGUCCAGAGUAAUGUUUAACCUAUACAGGGAGGGAGGUCAGUGAGUGGUCCGGUCCAAGUAAUGUUUUAUACUAUUACAGGGAGGGAGGUCAGUGGAGGGUCGUCCAGAGUAAUGUUUAUACUAUAACAGAGGGAGGUCAGAGGGGUCCGGUCCAGAGUAAUGUUUAUACUAAUACAAGGGGAGGGGGGUCAGUGAGUGGUCCGGUCCAGAGUAAUGUUUAUACUAUAUACAGGGAGGGAGGUCAGUGAGUGGUCCGGUCCCCGAGUAAUGUUUAUAUUAUACAGGGGGGGAGGUAGUGAGUGGUCCGGUCCAGAGUAAUGUUUAUACUAAACAGGGAGGGGGUCAGUGAGUGGUCCGGUCCAGAGUAAAGUUUAUACUAUUUACAGGGGGGAGGUCAGUGAGUGGUCCGGUCCAGAGUAAUGUUUAUACAAUAUACAGGGAGGGAGGUCAGUGAGGGUCCGGUCCAGAGUAUGUUUAACUUACAGGGAGGGAGGUCAGUGAGUGGUCGUCCAGAGUAAUGUUUAUAUUAUACAGGGAGGGAGGGCAGUGAGUGGUCCGGUCCAGAGUAAGUUUAUACUAUAAAACAGGGAGGGAGGUCAGUGAGUGGUCCGGUCCAGAGAAUGUUUUAUACUAUAUACAGGGGAGGGAGGUCAGUGAGUGGUCCGGUCCAAGUUAUACAGGGAGGGAGGUCAGUGAGUGGUCCGGUCCAGAGUAAUGUUUAUAUUAUACAGGGAGGGAGGUCAGUGAGUUGGGCCGGUCCAGAGUAAUGUUUUAAAACUAUACAGGGAGGAGGUCAGUGAGUGGUCCGGUCCAAAUUUAAAGUUUUUACUCUACAGGGAGGGAGGUCAGUGAGUGGUCCGGUCCAGAGUAAUGUUUAUACUAUAUACAGGAGGGAGGUCAGUGAGUGGUCCGUUCCAGAGUAAUGUUUAUACUAUUCAAGGGAGGGAGGUCAGUGAGGUCCGGUUUCCCGAGUAUACAGGGGGGGAGGUCAGUGAGUGGGUUCCGGUCCAGAGUAAUGUUUUAUAUUAUACAGGGAGGGAGGUCAGUGAGUGGUUUCCCGGUCCAGUAAUGUUUAUACUAACAGGGAGGGAGGUCAGUGAGUGGUCCCGGGCCAGAGUAAAGUUUAUACUAUACAGGGAGGGAGGUCAGUGAGUGGGCCGGUCCAGAGUAAUGUUUUAUACUAACAGGGAGGGAGGUUUAGUGAGUGGUCCGGGCCAGAGUAAUGUUUAUUACUAUACAGGGAGGGAGGUUUAGUGAGUGGUCCGGGUCCAGAGUAUUUCAGGGGAGGGGAGGUCCGUGAGUGGUCCGGUCCAGAGUAAUGUUUUUACUAUAUACAGGGAGGGAGGUCAGUGAGUGGUCCGGUCCAGAGUAAUGUUUUACUAUAUACAGGGAGGGAGGUCAGUGAGUGGUCCGUCCAGAGUUAAUGUUUAUACUAUACAGGGAGGAGUCAGUAAGUGGUCCGUCCAGAGUAAUGUUUAUACUAUAACAGGGAGGGAGUCAGUAAGUGGUCCGGUCCAGAGUAAUGUUUAUAUUAUACAGGGAGGGAGGUCAGUGAGUGGUCCGGUUCCAGAGUAAUGUUUAAGCCUAUACAGGGAGGGAGGUCCAUUGAUCUCUAAUCGUCCCCACAUGCUUGCAGAUGUGUUGCUGCUGUUCACUUGGGUGAAUCUCAUGAAAGCAGUUUUUAAAUGGUCAGUAGUAAAUUGAGUUACAAAACCAUGAUGCAUCUACAAAAAAUCAACUAUUAUUCUGAAGACUAAGAUGUCUACUUUUUGGCAAGUUGUCUUAUUUUAAAUACAUUUUCCAUUUUCACCCCAAAUUCCUCAUGACCAAAAUGCACUCCGGAUAAAUUUUCUUGAGUCCAUUAUACAAUUUUAACUGUAGAAAAACAUUUGAAGGUAACAAUACAAUCCAUAAUCAUAAUUGUAUCUAUAGAUACUGAAAAAAAAUAAACACCACACUGCAACAUGUCAAGAUUUUACUGAGUUUACAGUUUCCUAUAUGGAAAUCGUAAUUGAAAUAAAUUACAUUAGGGCCCUAUCUGUUUUUUUCAUUCACAAGAUGACUGAGCAGGGCACAGGCCAUGGGUGGGCCUGGGAAGGCAUAAGGCCCCCACCCACUGGGGAGCCCGGGUCCACAGCCAAUCAAAUUUAGUUUUUUUUCCCUUUCCACCCACAAAUGGGCCUUUUAACAGACCAAUAAAUACUCCUCCAGCCCGCACCCCACCAGACGAUCCCGCAGUUGAAGGAAGCCCGGAUGAAGAGGGUCCUGGGUUGGCGUUGGUUAACACGGGGCCCCUGCUGUUUUGUGGGAGGCCGUGGAUUUCCUACCAAAUUCUCUAAACAACUUGGAAGCGGCCGUAUGUUUUUAGAGAACUGAAACAUUCAAAUCUCUGGCAACAGUCUGGGUGGGACAUUCCUGUAUCAGCAUGCCAAUAUUGUAUAAUGGAGUCCCUCAACUUCAACCAUCUUGGCAUUGUUGUUUGUGACAAAACAUGCACACUUUUUAGUGGGCCUUUUUUAAUUGUCCCCAGCACAGGUGCACCUGUGUAAUGAAUCUGCGGUUCAAGAUCAGCUUUUCUUGAUAUGCCAUUAUGUCUUGACAAAGGAUAAAAUGCCUCACACACAGGGAUGUUAACAAAUUUGUACACCAUUUGAGAGAGCGCCUUUUUGUGCGUAUGAAACAUUUUCAGGGAUCUUUUUUUUAUUUUCAGCUCAUGAAACCAUGUGACCAACACUUUCAAUGUUGUUUUUUUAUAUUUUUGUUCCGUAUAAUUUAAAUCUUUCACUAAACUAUAUUACGUACAAACCCGUGUCCUGUGACAUCGAAUUAUACCGUAACAUUUUUCAAGGUGCUGAAAAACUCCUAUCAGUUUUUUAAAGAACGAAAAGUUGUAAUUACCAUGAAGCCAUCAUCUAGAGGAGUAGUAGAAGUAAGUAAUGUGUUCAGAAAUGAGGUGGUUUUUUCUUUCCCACACUCCACAACCCCCCGUCACUCCCUUCACCACCCUACACCACCCUGUACUGUCCUAACACCACCACCCACCCCUUUAUUUACCUAACCCUUAAAACCUACCCCACUUGGCUUUAUCUCUCGAAUGAAUUUGUUUUUUUAUUUCUCAUUACUGAACGGCAUAAGUCCAAUUUUAAUUUAUUAUUUCGAAUUUCAUGUUGUUUUUGUUUAUUUUCAGUGUUUUAACUUCAGACCUUUUUCAUUUAGGGGAGCAAUGUCAUUUUAAAAAAAAUUAGAAAAUUUGAUGAUUUGUUUUAUUACCUUUUUUUUUUGACCCGUUACGUUAAUGAGAAUUUGUGGAAAUGGUGGUAACAAUGCAUAAUAUCUCGAUUAAAAAAACAUAAUUAAUGCAAUAAGAUCAGUUACUAGAUCGUAAUCUCAGUGAUUCCCAAGAGGAAAUGUAGUGAAAAAUGUCUCUUGCAUGUUUUUUUUGCUUUUUUGUUUUUAAUUUCUGUUAAGGUGAUCUAAGAUGUUGCUUGUUCUUUGCUCUCGGCCUCUCUCCCUGUAUAUGAAGUGACGAUAAAAACUUUUGGAUGCAACAACUUCCGCUCAGCCCUGGAGAAUGGAGAUCCUGCUCUGCCAGUGAGUAUUGUGGGAACUUAGCUAUUAUCUGGAAGAAAAUGGGUCCCCUCGCCCUCUGCCAGUGAGUUUAUUGUGGGAACUUAGUCUAUAAUCCUGGUAGAAUGGAGCAGGUCCCCCUGCUCUGCUGCUGCCAGUGAGUUUACAUUGUGGGAACUGUAGUUCCUAUAAUCUGGAGAAUGUAGUCCUGCUCCUGCCAAUGAGUAUUUGUGGGAACUGUUAGUCCUAAUCGGAGAAUGGGAGUCCUGCCUCCUGCUGCUGCCAGUGAGUAUUGUGGAACUGUAGUGUAUUCUGGAGAAUGGAAGUCGGUCUGGCUUCCCAGUGGUAGUGUGGAACUGUAGUCUAUAAUCUGAGAAUGGAGUCCCUGCUCUCAGUGAGUAUUGUGGGAACUUGGUAGUGUAUAUCUGGAGAAUUGAAUCCUUGCUCUGCCAUGAUAUUGUGGAAACUGUAGUCUAUAAUCUUGGAGAAUGGAGUCCGCUCUGGCCAGGUGAAUUUAAUUGUGGGAACUGCAGUUCUAUAUCUUGGACGAAUGGAGUCCUGCUCUGCCAGUGAGUAAUUUUUGGGAAACGUGUAAGUCUAUAUCUGGAGAAUGGAGUCCUCUGCUCCGUGCCAUUGGUAUUGUGGGAAACUGUAUUUCCCUAUUCUUGGAAGAUGGAGUCCUUGCUCGUGCUGCCAUGGUAUUGUGGGGAAACUUGUAGUGUAUAUUGGAGAAUGGGUCUGCCCCUCUGUCAGUGAGUAUUGUGGGGAUACUUGUAGUGUAUAUCUGAGAAUGAGUCCCUCUGCCUCUGCCGGUGAGUAUUUGGGGGGAACUGUGUGUAUAUGGGGAGAAAUUGAGUCCUGCUCUGUGCUCUGCCCCAGUGAAGAUUGUGGUAACUGUAGUGUUAUCUGGGAGAAUGGAGUCCUGCUCUGUGCUCACUGCCAGUGAGUAUUGUGGGAACUGUAAAAGUGGUAUAUCUUGAGAUGGUUGUCCUCUCCUUCCUCUGCCAGUGAAAUUAUGGUGGAACUUGGUAGUCUGAUAUCUGGAGAAUGGAGUUUCCUGCUCUGCCAUGAGUAUUUGGUGGGAACUGUAAGUGUAUAUCUUGAGAAUGAGUCCUGCUCUGCCCGUGAGUAUUGGUGGGGAACUGUACUAUAUAUCUCGGAGAUUUAUUCCUGCUCUGCCCAGUGAGUUAUUGUGGGAACUGUAGUCCUAUAUCUGGAGAAUGUGUCCCUGCUCCUGCGGUGAGUAUUGUGGGACCUGUAGUCCUAUAUCUCUGGAGAUGGAGUCCUGCUCGCCCACGUGGAGUUUAUUGUGGUGGGAACUGCUGUAUCGAUUAUCUGGAGAAUGGAGUCUCCUGGCUCUGCCAGUGAGUAUUGUGGAACUGUUUAGUGUAUAAAUCUGGAGAAUGGAGUCCUGCUCCUUGGCUGGUGAUUAUUGUGGGGUACUGUAGUCCUCAUAUCUGGAGAAUGGGAGUCCUGCUCUGGGCCAGUGAGUAUUGGUGGGAACUUAGUCUAUAUCUUGGAGAAUGGAGUCCCUGCCUCUGGCCAUUGGAGUAUUGUUUGUGGUAUACUGUAGUGUGUAUCUGGAGAAUGGAGUCCCCUGCUCCUGCCCGGGUUGCGUUACAUUGUGGGAACUGUAGUCCUAUAUCUGGAGAAUGGAGUCUGCCCUUGCCCAGUGAGUUUAAUUGUGGUAACUGUAGUCUAUAUCUGGGAGAAAUGGAGUCCUUGCUCUGCCAGUGGAUAUUGUGGGAACUGUAAGUUCUAUAUAUCCCUUGUAAAUGGAGUCCUGCUCUGCUUGUCCGGUGAGUAUUGGUGGGAAACUGUAGUGUAUAUCUGGAGAAUUGAAGUCCCUCUCCUGCUAUGAAGUAUUGGUGGGGAAUGUAUCUAUAUCGGAAAAUGGAUGUCCUGCUCCCUGCUUGCCAUUGAGUAUUGUGGGAACUGUAGUCUUAUAUCUUGUGAAUGGAGUCCUUGCUGCUCUGCCGGUGAGUAUUGUGGGAACUGUAGUUGUAAAUAUCUGGGGAAAAUGGAGUCCUGCCUCUCCAGUGAUUAUUUUGUGGGAACUGUAGUCUAUAUCUGGAGAAUGGAGUCCCUGCUCUGCCAGUGAUAUUGGUGUGAAACUGUAGUGUAUAUCUGGAGAAUGGAUUCUGCUCUCUGCUUGCUGCGGUGAGUAGUUUUUGGGAAACCGUAUUGUAUAGUCUGGAGAUGGAUCCCUGCUCUGCCGGUGAGUAAUUGUUGGACUGUAGUCCCUAAUAUCCUUGGAGAAUGGAGUCCCUGCUCUGCUAGUGUAGUCUUGUGGGAACUGUAGUCUUAUAUCUGGAGAAUGGAGUCCUGGCCUCUGCCAGUGAGUAUUGUGGUAAACUGUAGUGUGUAAUCGGAGAAUGGAUUCCUGCCUCUGCCGUUGGAUUAUUGUGGGAACUGUAUAUCUAUAUCCUGUAGAUGGAGGUCCUGCCUCUGCCGUGGAGUAUUGUGGGGAACUGUAGUCCUAUAUCUGGAGAAGGAGUCCUGCUCUGCAGUAUUAAUUGGGGGUGGGGAUACUGUAAUCUAUAUCCUUGUGAUGGAGGUCCCUGCUCUGUGCUGGGCCGGUGAGUAUUGUGGAACUUGUAGUUAAAUAUCUGGAGAAUGGAGUCCUGCUCUGGCUAGUGAGUAUUGUGGGAACUGUAAUCUAUAUCUGGGAGAAGGAUUCCUGCUCUGCCCAUUGAGUAGUGUGGGACUGUAAUUCUAUAUCUUGAGUGAAUGGAGGUCCCCCUGCUCUGCCGGUGAGUUAUUUGUGGGAAACUGUAGUGUAUAUCUUGGGAGAAUGUGGAGUCCCUGCUCUGCCAUGAGUAUUUGUGGGAACUGUAUGUUGGUAAUCUCUGGAGAUGGAGCCUGCUCUGCCGUGAGUUAUUGUGGAACUGUAGUGUAUAUCUUUGGAGAAUUGAGGUCCCCCUGCGCUGCUAGUGAGUAUUGUGGGAACUUGUAGUCCUCUAUCUGGCAGAAUGGAAGUCCUGCCUUCUGCCAGUGAGUAUUAUGUGGGAAUGUAUCUAACUGGAGAAUGGAUCCCUGGCUCUGCUGCCGGUAAAUGAUGAAUGAAUCACAUAGGAUGGGCUUCUGUAAACCCCUUACUGUUUUAUGUGUCAGGUCCUGGUGUGGUCAGGUGGUCACGCUCCCCAACUCAUCUAUUCAUCCCUCUUGUCUCCUUUCUCAGUCUAAUCAACCGGUUGAAACCAGGCAUUAUAAAGAGAAUGAACACACUGUCUACUCCCAUGGCUGGACUGGUGAGUUCCCUGUGUGCCUGUGGCGCUGUGCGCCGUUUUCUAGAGUUUCAUAUGAGACAAUGGUCCACAAAAAAAAAAAGUGGGGAGUCUCUGUCUGGUCAUCCUCUUCCUCUCCUGUCCCUCCCUCCUGCGGUUUUUCCCUCCUGCCUUAGUAUGAAAGACGGAUCUGGAAACCGUCGACGAUCUAGUGGAGCGUUUUGUUGAAUGUUUACGAACGUGACAACUGAGUCCUCUGUAUAGUUAUAACCCCAUUUGGUUCAGCCGGCUAGAGCCAAAAAAACCCCAAAAUAGUCCAAGUGUUUUUGUUUGAAAGAUCCUGGAAAGCUGUUGAGAGACUCCUCCCACCGCUCAUAUUGAUUCGUCAUAAGGCCACAGCCUUUUCUUCCUCUGAUGUUUGUCCUGUAUGGUAACUCCCCCACUACCAAACCUCGUCCUCCUCCCCUCCCUACCCUCCCCUCCACCCCCCUCCGCGCGCCCUCCCUCCCCUCUCCCUCCCCUCCUCGCCCUCCCUCUCGCUCCUCCCCCUCCUCUCGUUCUUCUCCUCCCCUCCCCUCCCUCUCUCCCCCCUGCCCUCUCCCCCCCUCUCGUCCCCCCCCCCUCCACCCUCCACUGACUCAUCCCCCCCCGUCGCCCUCCCUUCCCUCCCUCUUCCCCUCACCCUACGCCUCCCCUUCCUCGCUGCCUCCCUCCCCUCACACUUGCUCUCCUCUUCACUAACCCCCCCUCCCCUCCCUCUCUACCUCCUCUACCUCCCCUCCCCUCCCUCUCUACCCCCCCCUCUCUCCUCCCCCCUCACCCUCCCUUCUCUACCCCCUCCCCUCCCUCUCUACCCCCCCUCUCCCCAAACUCCCCCCCCCCUCCCCCCCCUCUCCGACUGACGGCGGCUCCCCUCAUUUUGUCACGCAUCCGGUCCCCCCCUCCUCCUCCUCCUCCUUGUCUUCCCCUCCCCUCCUCCCUCCGCCCUCUCCCCCCGCGAACCUCGCCCUCCCUCGGUCCCUCCUCCGACCGCCUCCCCCCCCCCCAAGUGCAUCGCUCCGACCCCCCCUCCUCGGCCUCCUCCCCUCACCUCUCUCGCUCCCCCAUCCGGCCCAAAAAGAAGAAAAAAAAUCCCUCCUCUCCCCCCCUCCCCCUCAUUUCCUCCCAUCUGCUCGCCCCUCCCGUCAUCCCUCAACACCGCCCCCGGAGGAAAGCUCCUGCAUCACCCCUCUCCCCCUCCCUCCGCGUCCUCCUCUCCUCCCCUCCCUAUCCUCUCACCCGCUCAACCCCAAGGCCUCACCUCCCCGCAACCAUCCCCACCCCUCAGCCACCACCGCCCCCUCAGCCUCCCCUCAAGUCCUCACCCCCCCCUGCCCCCCGCAUUCUCCCCCUCACCCCCGAUCGCCUCCCUCUCACUUCCUAUCCUCUUCAUCCAAUCACUCCAGACCGCCGAAAGCGUCCUUCCCGUACAUCCCCCCCCCAUGAGACCUCCUCAUCCGUUUAGGUCCGUUUUCCGCCUCCUCCCCUCCCCCCGGAGAGGGCAAGACAUCGAAAAGCCCACACACAAUCCACCGUCGUUACAGAAGCGUUCCAUCCUCUCCCGUACGUAGAGGCGCCGCCCAAACAAAUCCCCUCUCACCCCCUUAUCACCUCGUCCUCGCCCUCCCCCUCUGAAAGCUAAACACCCCCCUCAAUUCUGCCCCUUCUACCCUCCCUCUCCUCCCCUCUCUUACAAACUACCCCUCCCUCUUCCUCCUCUCCACCCUCCCUCCCUCUCCUCCUUUCUUCCUCCCCCCCUCCCCCCCCCCUCCCAUCUCCUCCUUCCCCUCCCCUCCCUUCUCUACCCACCCCCCUCCCCCUCCCCUCUCAACCGCCCUCCCCCCCCGGAAGGUCCCCUCAGGGCAAGAGCAACUUCCCCCCCCCCCCUCCCCUCCUCUCUCCCCCACCCUAUCUUUCCACGGAACCCCCUCCCUCCUCCUCCUUCGUCUUCCUCCCGCUUCCCCCCCGCCCGGGUGCUACCGCAACACCCUGCCCCCUCAUUCCUCCCCCGAAAGAAGAAACAAAGAUCAGAGAGAAAAAGCUCACACCCCCUCUCCCUCUCUCAGCCUAUCCUCCUUCUCCUCCCCACCCCUGUCCAGGGUCCCACUACCGCAUCGCCCUUCUCCCUAGACCUGCCGCUCGCCCGUCCCCUCUCAAAAAAAAUGCUAGUGAGUUACCCCUCACGCUGCUCCUCUCCACCCUCCAGCAUGUUCGCUCGGUCCCACGCAUGGCCCUCCCUCUCCUCCAGGACAAUGUCAAUGUGUUUCUGAGAGCGUGCGGUACGCUGGGUCUGCACGAGGCCCAGCUGUUUCACCCUGGAGACCUGCAAGACCUGUCCACACGCGCUACACUCAGGUAAAAUUGAGUUUCAGGUCAACACAUUUUAUUUGGUGAAAUAUAUUGAUAUUUGUAGAACAAAGCAAAUGGAAGUGAAGGGGUUAAUAUGUACACGAACAUGCUUUUAUCCCAAGUGCUGCUGGACUUAUAGUGAUGUUUAAAUCAUUAGGCAGCACCUGUCGAUGUUUGUUCAUUAGGCAGCACCUGUCGAUGUUCAGUUAGUGUUUCCCCCGCGUAUUUCUUGACCUCUGUCUCACUGGUUGGAACGCUAGUGUACACUGACUGGAUGGCCUAAUGGCUUGUGGUGGCUAGGUUGUCCUAUAUACUGUUAUACUGCUAGUUCUGUGUUAUCGGUGAUUGCAUGGUGUUGAUAGUUGGUUGUCUGUCUCACAGCACCAUUUUUAAGGAGCUGUUUUGACUAGGCAGCUAAAAAGCAAAUGGCAAGAUGAAUAGUCAACAGUGUGGUGUUGCAAAUGAGAGUCCAUGUAUUAUCAGUGGCUAUUUAAACAGAAUAAUACUUUAUAUUAUCAGUGGCUAUUUAAACAGAAUAAUACUUUAUAUUAUCAGAGUGGCUAUUUAAACAUUAUGGAGGGUGUCAGUCAUUAUGGAGGGUGUCAGUCAUUAUGGAGGGUGUCAGUCAUUAUAAUAAUAAAUAAAUAAAUAAAUAAUUGGUCAUUUAGCAGAUGCUCUUAUCCAGAGCGACUUACAGGAGCAAUUAGGGUUAAGUGCCUUGCUCAAGGGCACAUCGACAGAUUUUUCACCUAGUCGGCUCGGGGAUUAGAACCAGCGACCUUUCGGUUACUGGCACAACGCUCUUAACCACUAAGCUACCUGCCGCCCGGAGGGUGUCAGUCAUUAUGGAGGGUGUCAAUCAUAAUCGAACCCAUGUGUAUAGAGACAUUAAACAUUGGACCGUUUCAUUUAAUACUGUUUUUUUACACUGUGGAUUCAUAUACCGGAUUAUUCACAGAGCUCAUUGUGAUAUAUCUACCUCUGUACAUAACAUUCCUUGUUUAUCUGGUUGUUGUAUAUAUGUAUAGAUUGGAUUACUGUUAGUGUUAUUUGGGCUGUUAACUGGAUUCAUCCUGACAUUCCUGAUUUCUUGCUUCUAGUUUUGAUAAUUAUUUUGUUUGACAUUUUUACUACACUGCUAGGAGCUAGUAACACAAGCAUUUAGCUGCACUGCUAGGAGCUAGGAACACAAGCAUUUAGCUGCACUGCUAGGAGCUAGGAACACAAGCAUUUAGCUGCACUGCUAGGAGCUAGGAACACAAGCAUUUAGCUGCACUGCUAGGAGCUAGGAACACAAGCAUUUAGCUGCACUGCUAGGAGCUAGGAACACAAGCAUUUAGCUGCACUGCUAGGAGCUAGGAACACAAGCAUUUAGCUGCACUGCUAGGAGCUAGUAACACAAGCAUUUAGCUGCACUGCUAGGAGCUAGUAACACAAGCAUUUAGCUGCACUGCUAGGAGCUAGUAACAUAAGUACAUGUAGGUAGCUAUUAAAGUCACUAUGCAUAGAUAAUAAACAGUAGAGAUGUACUGGACCGUACGUACUACCCUCUGGAGUGCCUUGCGGUCGGAUGCCAGGCAGUUGGCGUACCAGGCAGUGAUACAACCAGUCAGGAUGCUCUCGAUGGUGCAGCUGUAGAAUCUUUUGAGGAUCUGAGGACCCAUGCCAAAUCUUUUCAGUCUCCUGAGGGGGAAUAGGCUUUGUCGUGCCCUCUUCACGACUGUCUUGGUGUGUUUGGACCAUGAUAGUUCGUUGGUGAUGUGGACACCAAGGAACUUGAAGCUCUCAAACUGUUCCACUACAGCCCCGUCGAUGAGAAUGGGGACGUGCUCAGUCCUCUUUGUCCUGUAGUCCACAAUCAUCUCCUUUGUCUUGAUCACGUUGAGGGAGAGGUUGUUAUCCUGGCACCACACGGCCAGGUCUCUGACCUCCUCCCUAUAGGCUGUCUCAUUGUUGUCAGUGAUCAGGCCUACCACUGUUGUCAUCCGCAAACGUAAUGAUGGUGUUGGAGUCGUGCCUGGCCAUGCAGUCAUGGGUGAACAGGGAGUACAGGAGGGGACUGAGCACGCACCCCUUAGGGGCCCCCGUGUUGAGGAUCAGCGUGGUGGAUGUGUUGUUACCUACCCUUACCACCGGGGGGCGGCCCGUCAGGAAGUUCUGGAUCCAGUUGCAGAGGGAGGUGUUUAGUCCUAGGAUCCUUAGCUUAGUGAUGAGCUUUGAGGGCACUAUGGUGUUGAACGCUGAGCUGUAGUCAAUGAAUAGCAUUCUCACGUAGGUGUUCCUCUUGUCCAGGUGGGAAAGGGCAGUGUGGAGUCCAAUAGAGAUUGCAUCAUCUGUGGAUCUGUUGGGGCGGUAUGCAAAUUGGAGUGGGUCUAGGAUUUCUGUUGAUGUGAGCCAUGACCAGCCUUUCAAAGCACUUCAUGGCUACAGACGUGACUGAUACAGGUCGGUAGUCAUUUAGGCAGGUUAUCUUAGAGUCCUUGGGCACGGGGACUAUGAUGGUCUGCUUGAAACAUGUUGGUAUUACAGACUCAGUCAGGGACAUGUUGAAAAUGUUAGUGAAGACACUUGCCAGUUGGUCAGCACAUGCUCGGAGUACACGUCCUGGUAAUCCGUCUGGCCCUGCGGCCUUGGGAAUGUUGACCUGCUUAAGUCUUACUCCCAUCGGCUACGGAGAGCGCGACCACACAGUCGUCCGGAACAGCUGAUGCUCUCAUGCAUGUUUCAGUGUUGCUUGCCUCGAAGCGAGCAUAGAAGUGGUUUAGCUCGUCUGGUAAGCUCGUGUCAUUGGGCAGCUCGCGGCUGUGCUUCCCUUUUGUAGUCUGUAAUAAUUUGCAAGCCCUGCCACAUCCGAGCGUCGGAGCCAGUGUAGUACGAUUCGAUCUUAGUCAUGUAUUGACGCUUUGCCUGUUUGAAGGUUCAUCGGAGGGCGUAGCAGGAUUUCUUAUAAGCUUCCAGGUUAGUGUCCAGCUCCUUGAAAGUGGCAGCUCUACCCUUUAGCUCAGUGCGGAUGUUGCCUGUAAUCCAUGGCUUCUGGUUGGGAUAUGUACGUACGGUCACUGUGGGGACGACGUCAUCGAUGCACUUAUUGAUGAAGCCAGUGACUGAUGUGGUGUACUCCUCAAUGCCAUCGGAAGAAUCCCGGAACAUAUUCCAGUCUGUGCUAGCAAAACAGUAGCUUAGCAUCUGCUUCAUAUUUAAACAGAAUAAUACUUUAUUGACUGUCAUAAUGGAUCACCUUUAUUAUUGGGAAGCCAUGGGUUAAUAUUAGUCUGUGUGUCUGCUCGGACUAAGAAAUCCCCUCCUUUCCUUCUCAGGCGUGUAGAGGGCAAAAGGAGGCUGAAAAACGUAAGUGAACAUGUACUUUUUAAUUGUUUGUGUUCACUGAAAGAUCUGGGGAAGCUAGAACGGGAUUGAGCUCUAACUUGGAACUUUCAUCAUUUCCAUUGCAAAUGCUUUUACUGUGUAACAGGAACCUGCCCUACUAUGACUGUCCUCUACCUCACCCCCCCCGUCCUCUACCCCCCCAUGACGACUAUCCUCUACCUCACCCCCAUGACAACUAUCCUCUACCUCACCCCCUCUACUACGACUAUCCUCUACCCCCCCAUGACGACUAUCCUCUACCUCACCCCCCCCCCUACUAUGACUAUCCUCUACCUCAACCCCCCCCUACUAUGACUAUCCUCUACCUCACCCUCCCCUACUAUGACUAUCCUCUACCUCACCCCCCCUACUAUGACUAUCCUCUACCUCACCCCCCUACUAUGACUAUCCUCUACCUCAUCCUCCCCUACAUGACUAUCCUCUACCUCACCCCCCCUACUAUGACUAUCCUCUACCUCACCCCCCCUACUAUGACUAUCCCUCUACCUCACCCCCCCCUCUAUGACUAUCCUCUACCUCACCCCCCCUACUAUGACUAUCCUCUACCUCACCCCCCCAUGACUAUCCCUACCUCACCCCCCCUACUAUGACUAUCCCAUCUACCUCACCCCCCCCCUACUAUGACUAUCCUCUACCUCACCCCCCCUACUAUGACUAUCCUCUCCUCACCCCCCCCCCUACUAUGACUAUCCUCUACCUCACCUCCCCCUACUAUGACUAUCCUGCUACCUCACCCCCCUACUAUGACUAUCCUCUACCUCACCCCCCCUACUAUGACUAUCCUCUAACCUCCCACCCCCCCAUAUGACUAUCCUCUACCUCACCCCCCCCCCCUACUAUGACUAUCCUCUACCUCACCCCCCCUACUAUGACUAUCCUCUACCUCACCCCCCCUACUAUGACUAUCCUCUACCUCACCCCCCCCUACUAUGACUAUCCUCUACCUCACCCCCCCACUAUGACUAUCCUCUACCUCACCCCCCCUACUAUGACUAUCCUCUACCUCACCCCCCUACUAUACUAUCCUCUACCUCACCCCCCUACUAGACUAUCCUCUACCUCACCCCCCCACUAUGACUAUCCUCCUACCUCACCCCCUCUAUGACUAUCCUCUACCUCACCCCCCCUACUAGGGACUAUCCUCUACCUCCCCCCACCCCCUACUAUUGACAUAUCCUCUACUCACCCCCCCUACUAUGACUAUCCUCUACCACCUCCCCCCUAUAGACUAUCCUCUACCUCACCCCCCCUACAGACUAUCCUCUACCUCCCCCCCCUACUGACUAUCCUCUACCUCACCCCCACUAUGACACUUCCUCUACCUCACCCCCCCUACUAUGACUAUCCUCUACCUCACCCCCCUACUAUGACAUCCUCUACCUCACCCCCCCUACUAUGACUAUCCUCUACCUCACCCCCCUAUAGACUAUCCUCUACCUCACCCCCCCCUAUGACUAUCCUCAAACCUCACCCCCCCUACAGACUAUCCUCUACCUCACCCCCCUACUAUGACUAUCCUCUACCUCACCCCCCAUGACGACUAUCUCUACCUCACCCCCCAUGACGACUAUCCUCUACCUCACCCCCCCUUUGACGACUAUCCUCUACCUCACCCCCAUGACGACUAUCCUCUACCCUCACCCCCCCAUGACGACUAUCCUCUACCUCACCCCCCUACUGAUGACUAUCCUCUACCUCACCCCCCCUACUAUGACUAUCCUCUACCUCACCCCCCCUACUAUGAACGUCAUCCCCCUACUAUGACUACCCUACCCCCCCCCUACUAUGACUAUCCUCUACCUCACCCCUCGCCCUACUAUGACAUCUCUACCUCACCACCCCCUACUAUGAACUAUCCUCUACCUCACCCCCCACUACUAUCCUUACCUCACCCAUGACUCCUCACCUCCCCCCAUGACUGACUAUCCUCUACCCCCCCUACUAUGACUAUCCUCUACCCCCCCCCCUACUAUGACUAUCCUCUACCUCACCCCCCUACUAUGACUAUCCUCUAACUACCUCACCCCCCCUACUAUGACUAUCUCUCUACCUCACCCCCCCUACUAGACUAUCCUCUACCUCACCCCCCAUGACCUCUCCUCUACCUCACCCCCCCACUAUGACUAUCCUCUACCCCCUACUAAUCCCUACCUCACCCUCCUAUGACUAUCCUCUACCUCACCCCCCCAUGACGACUAUCCUCUACCUCACCCCCAUACGACUAUCCUCUACCUCACCCCCCCCAUGACGACUAUCCUCUACCUCACCCCCCCAUGACGACUAUCCUCUACCUCACCCCCAUGACGACUAUCCUCUACCUCACCCCUAACUAUCCUCACCUCACCCCAUGACGACUAUCAUCUACCUCACCCCCCCUACUAUGACUAUCCUCUACCUCCCCCCCGACACCUCACACCCCCCCAUGACUAUCCUCUACCUCACCCCCCACUAUGACUAUCCUCUACCCCCCCUCACCUCAUCACCCCCCACUAUGACUAUCCUCUACCUCACCCCCCUACUAUGACUAUCCUCUACCUCACCCCCCUACUAUGACUAUCCUCUACCUCACCCCCCCUGACGACUAUCCUCCUACCCACCCAUGCCUCCUCACCUCCCCCCCCCUACUAGACUAUCCCUACCUCACCCCCCCAUGACGACUAUCCUCUACCUCACCCCCCAUGACGACUAUCCUCUACCUCACCCCCAUGACGACUAUCCUCUACCUCACCCCCAUGACGACUAUCCUCUACCUCACCCCCCCUACUGACUAUCCUCUACCUCACCCCCCCUACUAUGACUAUCCUCUACCUCACCCCCCCUACUAUGACUAUCCUCUACCUCACCCCCCCUACUAUGACUAUCCUCUACCUCACCCUCCCCUACUAUGACUAUCCUCUACCUCACCCCCCCUACUAUGACUAUCCUCUACCCCCCACCCCCUCCCCCGCUAUGACUAUCCUCUACUUCACCCCCCCCCCUACUAUGACUAUCCUCUACCUCCCCCCCCCACUAUGACUAUCCUCCUACUACCUCACCCCCCCACUAUGACUAUACUCUACCUCACCCACAUAUGACUAUCCUCUACCUCACCCCCCCUACUAUAGACUAUCCUCUACCUCACCCCCCUACUAUGACUAUCCUCUACCUCACCCCCCCUACUAUGACUAUCCUCUACCUCACCCCCCCUACUAUGACUAUCCUCUACCUCACCCCCCUACUAUGACUAUCCUCUACCUCACCCCCCUACUAUGACUAUCCUCUACCUCACCCCCCUACUAUGACUAUCCUCUACCUCACCCCCCUACUAUGACUAUCCUCUACCUCACCCCCCCUACUAUGACUAUCCUCUACCUCACCCCCCUACUAUGACUAUCCUCUACCUCACCCCCCCUACUAUGACUAUCCUCUACCUCACCCCCCCUACUAUGACUAUCCUCUACCUCACCCCCCCUACUAUGACGAUCCUCUACCUCACCCCCCCUACUAUGACUAUCCUCUACCCCCCCCCUACUAUGACUAUCCUCGUACCUCACCCCCCUGCUAUGACUAUCCUCUACCUCACCCCCCCCCUACUAUGACUAUCCUCUACCUCACCCCCCCUACUAUGACUAUCCUCUACCUCACCCCCCCCUACUAUGACUAUCCUCUACCUCACCCCCCCCACUAUGACUAUCCUCUACCUCACCCCCCCCUACUAUGACGAUCCUCUACCUCACCCCCCCUACUAUGACUAUCCUCUACCUCACCCUCCCCUACUAUGACUAUCCUCUACCUCACCCUCCCCUACUAUGACUAUCCUCUACCUCACCCUCCCUACUAUGACUAUCCUCUACCUCACCCCCCCUACUAUGACUAUCCUCUACCUCACCCCCCCUACUAUGACUAUCCUCUACCUCACCCCCCUACUAUGACUAUCCUCUACCUCACCCCCCCAUGACGACUAUCCUCUACCUCACCCCCCCAGAUGACUAUCCUCUACCUCACCUCCUCCCCCACUAUGACUAUCCUCUACCUCACCCCCUCCCCCACUAUGACUAUUCUCUACCUCAUAAUGAAGGAUAAAGCUCCUGCCCAAUGCAGUGAUCUGUCCUCUCCUCAUAAUGAAGGAUAAAGCUCCUGCCCAAUGCAGUGAUCUGUCCUCUCCUCAUAAUGAAGGAUAAAGAUCCUGCCCAAUGCAGUGAUCUGUCCUCUCCUCCUCCAGGUUCUAAUCACCAUCUACUGGCUUGGGCGGAAGGCUCAGGUGGACCCCUUCUACUCUGGUCCUCAGCUCAACCUCAGAGCAUUCGAGGGACUAUUGGGCAUCGCUCUGUCCAAGGUAACAUCCUCCCUAACGCCUCAGCCUAACCCCUCACCUUAACCCUCAGCUAAACCUCAAGGCCUUUUAGGGAAGACAAGGCUUAGAUGUCCUUUGCCCUGUACAGUGGAACCAAUGGAUAUUUGUUAAAUAUGCGAAGCUAAAUAAAAUGCAUCUGAAAUACCUUCAGGAUUCUGUCUCUCCCCUCUCUCUCCCAGGCUCUAGAAGAGGCCCCCAGAGGCAGUGUGAGGGACAGUGGCUCCAGUGAGGUGUGCUACCCAGAGAGAGGGGACCAGCUGCUACCGCUAACCCAGCCACCCGGCUACAGCAGAGAGGACUCCGUAGAGAGCUUUAAGUCUGUCCUGAGCUUUGACUCGGUGGAGUCACGUACCCUCAGCUUUAUGUCUGACUCCAUCCUGAGGGCCGGCAGCGAGGGUGAGGACCGGAACAUACUGGAAUAUAUUGUUGUAGCCGACCUCAUUGGCUAGCUUUUAGUCCGAAUACGGUAAACAGGAUGUGAAGAGGUAGUUUCCAGUGGAUACAUAAACACGCUACUAACAGUAUCCAAAGUUAAUGGGCACAAUAUUAGUAGUCCGCUAUCAGGAAUGCCGCUGUUCCCAGAGAAGGACGCGCUGACGGCAAUGCCCUUUCCCUGCUCCAGUCCUGCUAGCUCUCUCCUCUGUGAGACAUUCCAUCUGGUUCCCAGUCCUGCUAGCUCUCUCCUCUGUGAGACAUUCCAUCUGGUUCCACACAGGUCUGAAAAUGGGCCGUGACUCAUGCCUGGAGCGGGCCAGAGGUGGGGCACCAGGAUGAUAGAGGCUAGUCUCAGAAUCAGUCCCAAAUGACACCCUAUUCCCUACAUAGUGCACUACUUUAGAUCAGAGCCCUGUAGUGCACUAUAUAGGGAAUAGGGUGCCAUUUGGGUCACUGUUAGGACUGCUCCCUAAUGCCACUCCACUGUUGACUGGCUAGGACUAGAUUCAUUAUCUCUCUGUUGACUGGCUAGGACUAGAUUCAUUAUCUCUCUGUUGACUGGCUAGGACUAGAUUCAUUAUCUCUGUUGACUGGCUAGGACUAGAUUCAUUAUCUCUCAGUUGGAGGCUGCAUUUACUGCUGUGGUGCUGAGCUUAUUUUCAUUCCUUCUGAGUUCUCGUUUGGCUUCUCUUCUCUGUUAUUUUACUCCUUUACUUGUCUAUAAGCUGCUGUCUCUUUCCUUCCCUCCCUCUCUCUUCUCCUCCCUCCCUCUCUCUUCUCCUCCCUCCCUCCCCAGACUCCAGCAGUGACGCGGAGGCAGAGAACUGUUUUAGGAUGGAGUCGGCGGAGGGCAGAGACUCUGGACAGGGCAACGGGAGGAUCGUACCUGCAUCCCUCCAGAGGAAGAAACAGGAGGAAUACCCAAUUAAGGGCUACCCCCCCAGCCCCCUCACCAGGUACUGUGAUGUCAUACUCACCGAUGACUGUUUUUAAAGAAUAGUUGUUAAUAUUCGUUUUUAAUUAGUUGCUUUACUUGAGUACCACAUUUUUAGUUUUCUGCUAAUUGAAUUAGCAUCGUGGUGGCUUCUAUUCGGCUCCGUAGGUGUCAACAUGGUGAGAUCUAGAUGAUGCAGUAAACAUCGUUGUUGUAUUUCCUACAUUACAAUGCAUACAGUUGUUGGAAUCGACUGUUUGAAAACCAUUGUCACUUAGGAACCGAACCUCAAUGUUGUUGACUUAACUCUGAUUGGUCUCUGAUCAGUGUGGCCCCUCCCUCUCUGAGGCCGCCCCUCCCCCAACUGCCUGAUGUGGAGGCCUUCCUCCAGUGGGCGUACCAUAGCGACAGCGACUCGGAUGCCGACCGGCCCGAUCCGGACGUUUUCGCGGACGACCUGGCCAGUCGACGUUUCCGCUCCCCUUCACCAGCCACGGCCACAAAUUUUGCGGUACCCAUGAGCCCGCAGGGCACGUUGAGGCUGUGGACAGGAAGCCCCCGCCUGUUUAGGAUUGACACCCUCCCCAGACACACCGCAGUGUCCUCUCCCAGGUCAGACAGAGAGAAAGCGAGGCGUUUUGUGUUUAAUGGUUUUAUAUCAGGGUUGUGAUCGUCAUCAAGCUAACAGCUACUAGCGUGUGUGGCCGGUCCUGUUAUCAAGCUAACAGCUACUGAAACUACUAGCGUGUGGCCGGUCCUGUCAUCAAGCUAACAGCUACUGAAACCACUAGCGUGUGGCUGGUCCUGUUGUCAAGCUAACAGCUACUGAAACCACUAGCGUGUGGCCGGUCCUGUUGUCAAGCUAACAGCUACUGAAACCACUAGCGUGUGGCUGGUCCUGUUGUCAAGCUAACAGCUACUGAAACCACUAGCGUGUGGCCGGUCCUGUUGUCAAGCUAACAGCUACUGAAACCACUAGCGUGUGGCCGGUCCUGUCAUCAAGCUAACAGCUACUGAAACUACUAGCGUGUGGCCGGUCCUGUCAUCAAGCUAACAGCUACUGAAACCACUAGCGUGUGGCUGGUCCUGUCAUCAAGCUAACAGCUACUGAAACCACUAGCGUGUGGUCGGUCCUGUCAUCAAGCUAACAGCUACUGAAACUACUAGCGUGUGGCUGGUCCUGUCAUCAAGCUAACAGCUACUGAAACCACUAGCGUGUGGCCGGUCGUGUGUCUGGAUUACUGCUAUCUGAUUUUUCACGUUAUCUUCAACUCCUGCAGGUGGGUUCUGUUGACUCUGGGAGUGUGUUUUGGUUCUGUUGACUCUGGGAGUGUGUUUUGUACCCUCUAUGCUCCAGCAAACCAAGUUUAGGUUAAAUAAGAUGGAGUGGUUUGCCUGUUGCCGUUCCAUGAAACUCCUGGAACAGAGCUAGCUCCGUGUUCCACUAACCCUGGUUGUGCUCAACAAGGAGAUGUAGUGUGAAACGUGAAAGGUGUGGCUGCUCCUAACUGUUGUGCCAGUGUUUUAGUUGGCAUGUCGUCCCAUUCACUCUAACACGCGGAGGGUUGAUGUUGAUGACAGCUCUGGUUAGCAGCAUAUUGUGACCAGUGCUCCUAACUCUCUACUCGACACCUCGCUGUAAGUGACUCACUGUGUUUUUUUAUUUAUUGGGAAUGUCCACUUUAACACGGACUGCUGUCCUGUCUAUCCCUCUGGUUGAACAGCAGCGGUAGUACCGCAGUGUCUCAGUUCCUUCCCAACCCGUUCCACGACCCCCCCUCCUCCUCCGCCACCCCCACCCUCCUCUCUGAGGUGGAGCGCUCCAUCGACGAGGAAGACUCUGAGGACGGGCGAGAGGACGCUGACCCCGUCCGAGAUGACCUGUACGCCCGGCGGGUGGAACUGGCCCUCCACCAGACCUCCUCCAACCCUGGCUACAACCGUUUCCUGCCCCGCUACUGGACUCCAGAGGAGGAGGUGCACGUCCGGACCAUCAGGCUGGGCUCUCAGAGGAGACCCUGGUACCACAAGAUGCAGGGAUUCAGGUCUGGCUCUGUCCCAUUACCAUGGGGUGUGGCAUGGUGUGGCUGUGUUUUGAAUAAUCCUAACUCAAUCCCUAACCCUGGUACAGGAACUGGGUCAUGGCUGGGUUUGAAUAAUCCUUAACCCUGGUACAGGAACUGGGUCAUGGCUGGGUUUGAAUAAUCCUAACCCUGGUACAGGAACUGGGUCAUGGCUGGGUUUGAAUAAUCCUAACCCUGGUACAGGAACUGGGUCAUGGCUGGGUUUGAAUAAUCCUAACUCAAUCCCUAACCCUGGUACAGGAACUGGGUCAUGGCUGGGUUUGAAUAAUCCUAACCCUGGUACAGGAACUGGGUCAUGGCUGGGUUUGAAUAAUCCUAACUCAAUCCCUAACCCUGGUACAGGAACUGGGUCAUGGCUGGGUUUGAAUAAUCCUAACUCAAUCCCUAACCCUGGUACAGGAACUGGGUCAUGGCUGGGUUUGAAUAAUCCUAACUCAAUCCUUAACCCUGGUACAGGAACUGGGUCAUGGCUGGGUUUGAAUAAUCCUAACCCUGGUACAGGAACUGGGUCAUGGCUGGGUUUGAAUAAUCCUAACCCUGGUACAGGAACUGGGUCAUGGCUGGGUUUGAAUAAUCCUAACUCAAUCCCUAUCCCUGGUACAGGAACUGGGUCGUGGCUGGGUUUGAAUAAUCCUAACUCAAUCCCUAACCCUGGUACAGGAACUGGGUCAUGGCUGGGUUUGAACAAUCCUAACUCAAUCCCUAACCCUGGUACAGGAACUGGGUCAUGGCUGGGUUUGAACAAUCCUAACCCUGGUACAGGAACUGGGUCAUGGCUGGGUUUGAAUAAUCCUAACUCAAUCCCUAACCCUGGUACAGGAACUGGGUCAUGGCUCGGUUUGAAUAAUCCUAACCCUGGUACAGGAACUGGGUCAUGGCUGGGUUUGAAUAAUCCUAACCCUGGUACAGGAACUGGGUCAUGGCUGGGUUUGAAUAAUCCUAACCCUGGUACAGGAACUGGGUCAUGGCUGGGUUUGAACAAUCCUAACUCAAUCCCUAACCCUGGUAGAUGUGGAUGUAGGUCUGUCUGUCCCCAGGGUCGUGGGUCUUGGGCCAUGGCUGGGUUCGAAUUAAGCUGGGUUUGGAUAAUGCUUGACGUUGACGUUUGGUGUUCAACUCUUGUGGGGAAAAACCCUUUCUGUUGAUCUCUCCUCGCCCUGUCCAUCCUCUCCUCUCUCUUCCUCCUCAGUUUCCUCCUUUUCCUCCUUUCCCCUUCCUCCUUUUAGUGACGGCAGGUAGCUUAGUGGUUAAGAGCGUUGUGCCAGUAACCGAAAGGUCGCUGGUGCCCUUGAGCAAGGCAUUUAACCCUAAUUGCUCCUGUAAGUCGCUCUGGAUAAGAGCGUCUGCUAAAUGACUAAAAUUUAUUUUUCCUUCUCUCUCCUUCCUCCUUUCCCUUCUCUCUCCUUCCUCCUUUUCCUUCUCUCUCCCUCUCUCCUGUUUGUAGCCGAAAGACAACAGAUUCCUUCAGGCUGUGACAUCACUCCCUGGCUCGUUGUUCCAGUCUUGUCUGCCCGAAACCGGUCUGCCCCCCCUCCGCACCCCCUCCCUACAGCCACCCCCCAUCCCGACUGUACCUUCACCCCUGUGCCUCAGUUCAGUGCUUUGUGCAACCGGAAAGGAACUAUUUCCAAAGGAGUAGAUUUAAACUAGGCUUGUGUGGGUAUCCAGAUUGUCACGCCUUCAUGCGGACCUUUGUUCCAUCCUGAGAUGGCGGCACUGAACACAAGGGGCUGCCAUUUUCAAACCUCACUUGAGCCUCUGUAAUCCGAAGGUUAGCAAUGCUAACAAGUACAUGUCAAAUUCCAUAGAGAAUGUCAACUAAAUGCUAACGAACUCAUUAGGAACAUUUUAGACAGUCUCAGACCUAUUUGCAGGACAGACAUCCCAGCUCAUGAAGUUAUACAAGUAACUCAAAAAUGCUACUCACAGUUUGCUGCACAAAGCAAAUAUUACACCUCAAGGAUCUUGAUCUAGGAGGGGAUUAUCUGCUGUUACCAAUCAAAGCUUGAUUUUAGAAGAAGCUAACUACUUAGCUAGGUAGCUAACUAGCUACUAAAUUAGCUAAUCAAAUGCACAACUGCAGUGCAUUUAGCACAUUUUAGGCAGUAUACUUUUUUGGUUUAUUUUGUAACUUUUUUUUUUUUAAACACAAUGUUUUGGGGCCCAUCCCUCUUCGGAGGACAUAAAUAAAAGUGGUUUUUACAGCUCUUUCUUUUGUUGUUCCAUGAACUUUCUGCACACAUUUUACAUUCAUGGCACUUUUUUAUUUUUACUGUUUGUUACACAGCAAGAAUAAAGUAAUUUAGAUAUGUUGAUUUACAUUUAUAUCUAGAUAGAUAUCACUUACAACAUUAUACACCAUGUUUUUCAGUCAUAACUAUUAUAGAAUAUGAGCUUUUAAACCCACCCCUCAGACAGUUAACUUUAAUAGUUAUAAGAUAUCUAUCUAGCAGAGAUUUAGUUGUGAAUUCCAUCCUGUAAUUAGAUCCCAUGCUGCACAACAGCAGUGAGUGACUCACAAGGCUCCGAUCUCUCAUAGUUGUGCGCUUGGGGGGGACUACCGGUAAGCUUCAGAAUGAAAAAUGUCACAGGUGAAAUGAAGAACGCAAUCUUUUGUCUCCUAACAUAUUGCACAAGUUGUGACUACAGGCAUUUUACUUAAAGUAGCUACAAAUAUUCACAUUUUUAUUAAAAAAACUUCAAAUAGUUUUUACGGGGUAUUGGAAAAAAAAAAAACAUCCCGUGGCUAUUUCCAAAUACCCACGGUAGACCGCCCAAGCCUACUUGUCACUGUGACGUGGUUUAAAUCUAGUUUAUAUACAACCUGCAACAAGCUUAUCACCUUGGUCGUAUAGGCAGGGACAGAGCCUUCCAUUAAAGUCUAGGGCUCUGGGCAGAGCAGUACUGGAGUCCUUUUUUGUGUUUUUAUGCAAGCUACAUGCUUGUCCAUAAUCAAUCAUGCAAAGAAUAUUUCCCCGUAGAUGUGUUUUUCCGAAGAACAUUGGCCUGUAGGUUAAUCCCAAAGUGACGAGGCUGUAAACGUUUUUUAUAUAUGAACAGGGGUAUAAUUUUAGAUUUGAACUGUGAUGUAACCAAACGAACAAUGUAACAGUGGGGGGGGGGGGGGGGGGGUCAAUAAAACAAGAGUCUUUUUUUGAAAGUAUUUGGCGUUAGUGUGAUGAAUGUUCUGCGUGGGUCGCGGCCGCGUGUGAUAUGGGUGGUUGGACGUCGUCCGUGCUGUUGCUGCAGUUUUCACUAGUGUUGCUCGGUACUAGAACAUGGAGAAAAAAAAACAGUUCGGUACUAGAAUUUGUGGCUUUCGGUUACUUCUAUCAAACGUGUCUGACGUCUAAUGAUUGAGAGAGGAUCUAGUCUGUCUGUCAACGCAGCUGAUGGCCCCUUUUAUAGCGUGAGAGCACCUGCCUGCUCCACUUACUCAUUGGGAGUCGUCAUGUGAGAGUCUGGUCUGCGUCAUGUUAGCUCCCCGCUCACUGGGAGUCUGGGCAGCAUCAUGUUAGCUCACCACUCACUGGGCAGCAUCAUGUUAGCUCCCCACUCACUGGGCAGCAUCAUGUUAGCUCCCCACUCACUGGGCAGCAUCAUGUUAGCUCCCCACUCACUGGGCGUCUGGGCAGCAUCAUGUUAGCUCCCCACUCACUGGGCGUCUGGGCAGCAUCAUGUUAGCUCCCCGCUCACUGGGCGUCUGGGCAGCAUCAUGUUAGCUCACCACUCACUGGGCGUCUGGGCAGCAUCAUGUUAGCUCCCCGCUCACUGGGCGUCUGGGCAGCAUCAUGUUAGCUCCCCGCUCACUGGGCGUCUGGGCAGCAUCAUGUUAGCUCCCCGCUCACUGGGCGUCUGGGCAGCAUCAUGUUAGCUCCCCGCUCACGUUAGCUCCCCACUCACUGGGUGUCUGGGCAGCAUCAUGUUAGCUCCCCACUCACUGGGCAGCAUCAUGUUAGCUCCCCACUCACUGGGCAGCAUCAUGUUAGCUCCCCACUCACUGGGCGUCUGGGAAGCAUCAUGUUAGCUCCCCACUCACUGGGCGUCUGGGCAGCAUCAUGUUAGCUCCCCACUCACUGGGCGUCUGGGCAGCAUCAUGUUAGCUCACUGGGCGUCUGGGCAGCAUCAUGUUAGCUCCCCACUCACUGGGCAGCAUCAUGUUAGCUCCCCACUCACUGGGCAGCAUCAUGUUAGCUCCCCACUCACUGGGCAGCAUCAUGUUAGCUCCCCACUCACUGGGCAGCAUCAUGUUAGCUCCCCACUCACUGGGCAGCAUCAUGUUAGCUCCCCACUCACUGGGCAGCAUCAUGUUAGCUCCCCACUCACUGGGCAGCAUCAUGUUAGCUCCCCACUCACUGGGCAGCAUCAUGUUAGCUCCCCACUCACUGGGCAGCAUCAUGUUAGCUCCCCCACUCACUGGGCAGCAUCAUGUUAGCUCCCCACUCACUGGGCAGCAUCAUGUUAGCUCCCCACUCACUGGGCAGCAUCAUGUUAGCUCCCCACUCACUGGGCAGCAUCAUGUUAGCUCCCCACUCACUGGGCAGCAUCAUGUUAGCUCCCCACUCACUGGGCAGCAUCAUGUUAGCUCCCCACUCACUGGGCGUCUGGGCAGCAUCAUGUUAGCUCACCACUCACUGGGCAGCAUCAUGUUAGCUCCCCACUCACUGGGCGUCUGGGCAGCAUCAUGUUAGCUCCCCACUCACUGGGCGUCUGGGCAGCAUCAUGUUAGCUCCCCACUCACUGGGCGCCUGGGCAGCAUCAUGUUAGCUCCCCACUCACUGGGAGUCUGGGCAGCAUCAUGUUAGCUCCCCACUCACUGGGAGUCUGGGCAGCAUCAUGUUAGCUCCCCACUCACUGGGCGCCUGGGCAGCAUCAUGUUAGCUCCCCACUCACUGGGCGCCUGGGCAGCAUCAUGUUAGCUCCCCACUCACUGGGCGCCUGGGCAGCAUCAUGUUAGCCACCCACUCACUGGGCGUCUGGGCAGCAUCAUGUUAGCUGGCUCUAGCCUGUUCUGAGGAACCACUGAACUCCCUGGGAGUCUGGGCCGCAUCAUGCUGGCUCUAGCCUGUUCUGAGGAACCACUGAACCCACUGGGAGUCUGGGCCGCAUCAUGCUGGCUCUAGCCUGUUCUGAGGAACCACUGAACUCCCUGGGAGUCUGGGCGGUGUCACCACUAAUGGUGCGCGUAAGUUAACACACUUGAAUAAUGCGACACUGCGUGUAGAAAUGUUGAAACUGUUUUACUGUUCCCAAAACAACGUCUAGAACACUUGACAAAUAUUGCUGAUUUACAAAGCUGAUUGUCACCAUAAACGUUUCACUUCGUCUCUCCCAGUCAAGAUCAUCUUUGCUGAAGCCUCUGACUUUGUGUGUGUUAAUGAAGUCAUAGGUCUUAAAGAGACGGCAUGCACUUUUAUAAAAGAAGAGAUUGCUUCAUAUAAGCAAAUGUUGUUGAUCAGUACAAUAAAAUAAGUGUUAAAUGGAAGGGAUUUUUUUUUUUUAAACCUGUAGCCUAAUGAAAUCAGCCAUAACAUGCUCUAUAACUCAAUGCAUUCACACUCCUAUUGAAUAUGCAUUCACCUGCAUUGUGAACAGACCUAGGCGACAUCUUGAUUUACCCAGUUUAUCAAUUGAGAUUUUACCUUUUUCAAAUAAAUUAUUACCAUUUUGGUAAAGGAAAAGGCAUAAAGUCAAAUUGAUUUGUAUGAUUGAUACAUUUUAAUGCAUACGUUUCAAAUGUAAUGAUAUUGAGCUUCAAAAGAUCUGUCUGUAGCAAGCCAUUCUGUGGCUUUGGCUGAGUCUCUUCUUUUUUGUUUAUGACGUGGUAUCGUGACGGUAUCGUGACGGUAUCGUGACGGUAUCGUCAUACUGAACCUGGUAUGGUGCCUUCUAAAGAGAGGGCAUGUUACUGGGUCGUGUGUGGCUCAGUUUGUGGACCACGGCACUUGCAAGUACCAGGGCUGUGGGUUUCAAUUUCUGCUGGUGUCACGUGUACUGGGGGAAAAUAACAUUUUAAGCAACGAAUUUCUCUUAAGUUGCUUUGGAUAAAAGCAUCUGCUAAAUGGCUUAUACAGUGGGGGGAAAAAAGUAUUUAGUCAGCCACCAAUUGUGCAAGUUCUCCCACUUAAAAAGAUGAGAGAGGCCUGUAAUUUUCAUCAUAGGUACACGUCAACUAUGACAGACAAAAUGAGGGAAAAAAAUCCAGAAAUUCACAUUGCAUCACUUUCAACUCCCUCCAAAGAUUUUCUAUGGGGUUGGGAUCUGGAGACUGGCUAGGCCACUCCAGGACCUUGAAAUGCUUCUUACGAAACCACUCCUUCGUUGCCCGGGCGGGGUGUUUGGGAUCAUUGUCAUGCUGAAAGACCCAGCCACGUUUCAUCUUCAAUGCCCUUGCUGAUGGAAGGAGGUUUUCACUCAAAUUCUCACGAUACAUGGCCCCAUUCAUUCUUUCCUUUACACGGAUCAUUCGUCCUGGUCCCUUUGCAGAAAAACAGCCCCAAAGCAUGAUGUUUCCACCCCCAUGCUUCACAGUAGGUAUGGUGUUCUUUGGAUGCAACUCAGCAUUCUUUGUCCUCCAAACACGACGAGUUGAGUUUUUACCAAAAAAUUAUAUUUUGGUUUCAUCUGACCAUAUGACAUUCUCCCAAUCCUCUUCUGGAUCAUCCAAAUGCACUCUAGCAAACUUCAGACGGGCCUGGACAUGUACUGGCUUAAGCAGGGGGACACAUCUGGCACUGCAGGAUUUGAGUCCCUGGCGGCGUAGUGUGUUACUGAUGGUAGGCUUUGUUACUUUGGUCCCAGCUCUCUGCAGGUCAUUCACUAGGUCCCCCCGUGUGGUUCUGGGAUUUUUGCUCACCGUUCUUGUGAUCAUUUUGACCCCACGGGAUGAGAUCUUGCGUGGAGCCCCAGAUCGAGGGAGAUUAUCAGUGGUCUUGUAUGUCAUCCAUUUCCUAAUAAUUGCUCCCACAGUUGAUUUCUUCAAACCAAGCUGCUUACCUAUUGCAGAUUCAGUCUUCCCAGCCUGGUGCAGGUCUACAAUUUUUGUUUCUGGUGUCCUUUGACAGCUCUUUGGUCUUGGCCAUAGUGGAGUUUGGAGUGUGACUGUUUGAGGUUGUGGACAGGUGUCUUUUAUACUGAUAACAAGUUCAAACAGGUGCCAUUAAUACAGGUAACGAGUGGAGGACAGAGGAGCCUCUUAAAGAAGAAGUUACAGGUCUGUGAGAGCCAGAAAUCUUGCUUGUUUGUAGGUGACCAAAUACUUAUUUUCCACCAUAAUUUGCAAAUAAAUUCAUAAAAAAUCCUACAAUGCGAUUUUCUGGAUUUUUUUCCCUCAAUUUGUCUGUCAUAGUUGACGUGUACCUAUGAUGAAAAUUACAGGCCUCUCUCAUCUUUUUAAGUGGGAGAACUUGCACAAUUGGUGGCUGACUAAAUACUUAUUUCCCCCCACUGUAUCUGAGUGUGAAGUGGUGUGAUCUUUCUCUGGUCCUGUAGAAACUUGGAGGUUAACCCAGGAUGGAUAUGGUGAGUUAAGGACACGACCCGCUGACUAGCUUGGUUUAGCCCGACCCGCUGGCUAGCUAGGUUUAGCCCGACCCGCUGGCUAGCUUGGUUUAGCCCGACCCGCUGGCUAGCUAGGUUUAGCCCGACCCGCUGGCUAGCUUGGUUUAGCCCGACCCGCUGGCUAGGUUGGUUUAGCCCGACCCGCUGACUAGCUUGGUUUAGCCCGACCCGCUGGCUAGCUUGGUUUAUCUCUGUUGCUGCUGGCUAGCUUGGUUUAUCUCUGUGUGUUGCUGCUGGCUAGCUUGGUUUAUCUCUGUGUGUUGCUGCUGGCUAGCUUGGUUUAUCUCUGUUGCUGCUGGCUAGCUUGGUUUAUCUCUGUUGCUGCUGGCUAGCUUGGUUUAUCUCUGUUGCUGCUGGCUAGCUUGGUUUAUCUCUGUGUGUUGCUGCUGGCUAGCUUGGUUUAUCUCUGUUGCUGCUGGCUAGCUUGGUUUAUCUCUGUUGCUGCUGGCUAGCUUGGUUUAUCUCUGUGUGUUGCUGCUGGCUAGCUUGGUUUAUCUCUGUGUGUUGCUGCUGGCUAGCUUGGUUUAUCUCUGUGUGUUGCUGCUGGCUAGCUUGGUUUAUCUCUGUGUGUUGCUGCUGGCUAGCUUGGUUUAUCUCUGUUGCUGCUGGCUAGCUUGGUUUAUCUCUGUGUGUUGCUGCUGGCUAGCUUGGUUUAUCUCUGUGUGUUGCUGCUGGCUAGCUUGGUUUAUCUCUGUUGCUGCUGGCUAGCUUGGUUUAUCUCUGUUGCUGCUGGCUAGCUUGGUUUAUCUCUGUUGCUGCUGGCUAGCUUGGUUUAUCUCUGUUGCUGCUGGCUAGCUUGGUUUAUCUCUGUGUGUUGCUGCUGGCUAGCUUGGUUUAUCUCUGUGUGUUGCUGCUGGCUAGCUUGGUUUAUCUCUGUUGCUGCUGGCUAGCUUGGUUUAUCUCUGUUGCUGCUGGCUAGCUUGGUUUAUCUCUGUGUGUUGCUGCUGGCUAGCUUGGUUUAUCUCUGUUGCUGCUGGCUAGCUUGGUUUAGCCCGACCCGCUGGCUAGCUUGGUUUAGCCCGACCCGCUGGCUAGCUUGGUUUGCUUGGUGUGCCAUGGUGGUGCUGCUGGAAUGUUGGAGAACAUAAUAUACUAUGAAAUCCUGAUCAUCAACCUGCAGCUCUGUCUCUCUCUCUCUCGUCUUUUCACUCGUCUCUCGCUCUCUACCUGCUACUACAGGAGCAAGUCGUUGAAUGACAUUAGGCGGUUCCCGUCGGCCACGGUAGUGUUGCGCCAGGUCUCUGAGGGUGGCGUGGAGCUAAGCCCCAGCGCCGUGAGCCAGGACCAGCUGCAGAGGGUCAGAGCCCGGGUCCAGGAGAGUGAGGUCAAGUGGCACAGCGUGAGUCCACACACACGAUGCGUGUAUAUAUAUAUAUAUCACACACACUCACACACUCACACUCACACACGUCCAUUACCUGUACCAUCCAGACCAGUUUAUCUACUCACCUGUCCCGUUUCUCAUCACCAUCUGACUGAAAUUCCUAUUAACAGCUGUGUUCAACCUGUGGCCCCCAUUUAACAGCUGUGUUCAACCUGUGGCCCCCAUUUAACAGCUGUGUUCAACCUGUGGCCCCCAUUUAACAGCUGUGUUCAACCUGUGGUCCCCAUUAACAGCUGUGUUCAACCUGUGGCCCCCAUUUAACAGCUGUGAUCAACCUGUGGCCCCCAUUUAACAGCUGUGUUCAACCUGUGGCCCCCAUUUAACAGCUGUGUUCAACCUGUGGCCCCCAUUUAACAGCUGUGUUCAACCUGUGGUCCCCAUUAACAGCUGUGUUCAACCUGUGGCCCCCAUUUAACAGCUGUGAUCAAAUCACAAUGAAGCCUGACCCUGACCUCUUGUGUAUUGUUGUUUAAAACCACACCCUAGAUGUCUUCACUGGGUUAAUUGUUGUUUAAAACCACACCCUGGAUGUCUUCACUGGGUUAAUUGUUGUUUAAAACCACACCCUAGAUGUCUUCACUGGGUUAAUUGUUUAAAACCACACACCCUGGAUAUCUUCACUGGGUUCAUUGUUUAAAACCACACCCUAGAUGUCUUCACUGGGUUAAUUGUUUAAAACCACACCCUGGAUGUCUUCACUGGGUUCAUUGUUUAAAACCACACCCUAGAUGUCUUCACUGGGUUAAUUGUUUAAAACCACACCCUGGAUGUCUUCACUGGGUUCAUUGUUUAAAACCACACCCUGGAUGUCUUCACUGGGUUCAUUGUUUAAAACCACACCCUGGAUGUCUUCACUGGGUUCAUUGUUUAAAACCACACCCUGGAUGUCUUCACUGGGUUCAUUGUUUAAAACCACACCCUGGAUGUCUUCACUGGGUUCAUUGUUUCUGCUACAAAUGAAUUGAACUUGUAAAAGACUUCCCUGUGAGUGUGGGUUUGAUCCUUCCAACCCAGUUGGGACUAUGGAGUUAACACCAGUUGCUGUCUCUGUCGUGAUUCACUGUUUUUGAAGUGUUUUCCCCCACUGAUGCCUCUGUCAGGACCUGACCAAGUGGAAGCUCCGUCGGUGCAGGUCUAACUUUGACCUGCGGAGGAAGAUCCAGGAGAGGGACAACAACGUCCUGAUGGCCAACGCAGGGGUCGUUACAGUCGGGACAUUCAGGAGCCUGCAAGAGGACAGGUAGGGGGAAGGACACGGAGACAGACUUUUUAAAUAACUUUGGAGUGGUACCAUUUGUGUCUCUGUGUGUGUGGAUGCCUGCCUGCCCAUUGACCACUCCUCCUCCUCUCUCCUGUCAUAUGGUACCACUCCUCCUCCUCUCUCCUGUCAUAUGGUACCACUCCUCCUCCUCUCUCCUGUCAUAUGGUACCACUCUCCUCCUCUCUCCUGUCAUAUGGUACCACUCCUCCUCUCUCCUGUCAUAUGGUACCACUCCUCCUCCUCUCUCCUGUCAUAUGGUACCACUCCUCCUCCUCUCUCCUGUCAUAUGGUACCACUCCUCCUCCUCUCUCCUGUCAUAUGGUACCACUCCUCCUCCUCUCUCCUGUCAUAUGGUACCACUCCCUCCUCUCUCCUGUCAUAUGGUACCACUCCUCCUCCUCCUCCUGUCAUAUGGUACCACUCCUCCUCUCUCCUGUCAUAUGGUACCACUCCUCCCUCUCUCCUGUCAUAUGGUACCACUCCUCCUCCUCUCUCCGUCAUAUGGUACCACUCCUCCUCCUCUCUCCUGUCAUAUGGUACCACUCCUCCUCCUCUCUCCUGUCAUAUGGUACACUCCUCCUCCUCUCCUGUCAUAUGGUACCACUCCUCCUCCUCUCUCCUGUCAUAUGGUACCACUCCUCCUCCUCUCCUCCUGUCAUAUGGUACCACUCCCUCCUCUCUCCUGUCCAUAUGGUACCACUCCUCCUCCUCUCUCCUGUCAUAUGGUACCACUCCUCUCCUCUCUCCUGUCAUAUGGUACCACUCCUCCUCCUCUCUCCUGUCAUAUGGUACCACUCCUCCUCCUCUCUCCCUGUCAUAUGGUACCACUCCUCCUCCUCUCUCCUGUCAUAUGGUACCACUCCUCCUCCUCUCUCCUGUCAUAUGGUACCAUCCUCCUCUCUCCUGUCAUAUGUACCACCUCCUCCUCCUCUCUCCUGUCAUAUAGGUACCACUCCUCCUCCUCUCUCCUGUCAUAUGGUACCACUCCUCCUCCUCUCUUCUGUCAUAUGGUACCACUCCCCUCCUUCUCCUGUCAUAUGGUACCACUCCUCCUCCUCUUCCUGUCAUAUGGUACCACUCCUCCUCCUCUCUCCUGUCAUAUGGUACCACUCCUCCUCCUCUCUCCUGUCAUAUGGUACCACUCUCCUCCUCUCUCCUGUCAUAUGGUACCCUCCUCCUCUCUCUCCUGUCAUAUGGUACCCCUCCUCCUCUCUCCUGUCAUAUGGUACCACUCUCCUCCUCUCUCCUGUCAUAUGGUACCACUCCUCCUCUUCUCCUGUCAUAUGGUACCACCUCUCCUCUCUCCUGUCAUAUGGUACCACUCCCCUCCUCUCUCCUGUCAUAUGGUACCACUCUCCUCCUCUCUCCUGUCAUAUGGUACCACUCCUCCUCCUCUCUCCUGUCAUAUGGUACCACUCCUCCUCCUCUCUCCUGUCAUAUGGUACCACCCUCCUCCUCUCUCCUGUCAUAUGGUACCACUCCUCCUCCUCUCUCCUGUCAUAUGGUACCACUCCUCCUCCUCUCUCCUGUCAUAUGGUACCCACUCCUCCUCCUCUCUCCUGUCAUAUGGUACCACUCCUCCUCCCUCUCCUGUCAUAUGGUACCACCCCUCCUCCUCUCUCCUGUCAUAUGGUACCACUCCUCCCUCUCUCUGUCAUAUGGUACCACUCUCCUCCUCUCCUCCUGUCAUUGGUACCACUCCUCCUCUCUCCUGUCCAUAUGGUACCACUCCCUCCUCCUCUCUCCCUGUCAUAUGGUACCACUCCCCUCCUCUCUCCGUCAUGGUACCACUCCUCCUCUCUCCUGUCAUAUGGUACACUCCCCUCCUCUCUCCUGUCAUAUGGUACCACCCUCCUCCUCUCUCCUGGCAUAUGGUACCAAUCCUCGCUCCUGUCAUAUGGUACACCACUACCUCCUCCUUCCUGUCCAUAUGGUACCACUCCUCUCCUCUCUCCUGUCAAUAUGGUACCACUCCUCCUCCUCUCUCCUGUCAUAUGGUACCGACUCCCUCUCCCUGUCUAAAGAUGGUACCACCCCUCCUCCUCUCCUCCUGUCAUAUGGUACCACUCCUCCUCCUCUCUCCCUGUCAUAUGGUACCACUCCUCCUCCUCCUCCUGUCAUAUGGUACCACCCUCCUCCUCUCUCCUGUCUAUGGUACCACUCCUCCGCCUCUCUCCUGUCAUAUGGUACCACCCUCCUACCCCUCUCCUGUCAUAUGGUACCACUCCUCCUCCCUCUCCUGUCAUAUGGUACCACUCCUCCUCCUCUCUCCUGUCAUAUGGUACCCACUCCUCCUCCUCUCUCCUGUCAUAUGGUACCACUCCUCCUCUCUCCUGUCAUAUGGUACCCACUCCUCCUCCUCCUCCUGUCAUAUGUACCACUCCUCCUCUCUCCUGUCAUAUGGCCCACUCCUCCUCUCUCCUGUCAUAUGGUACCACUCCUCCUCCUCUCUCCUGUCAUAUGGUACCCACUAACUCCUCCUCUCUCUGUCAUAUGGUACCACUCCUCCUCCUCUCUCUGUCAUAUGGUACCACUCCUCCUCUCUUCCUGUCAUAUGGUACCCCCUCCUCCUCUCUCCUGUCAUAUGGUACCACUCCUCCUCCUCUCCUGUCAUAUGGUACCACUCCUCCUCUCUCUCCUGUCAUAUGGUACCACUCCUCCUCCUCUCUCCUGUCAUAUGGUACCAUCCUCCUCCUCUCUCCUGUCAUAUGGUACCACUCCUCCUCCUCUCCUGUCAUAUGGUACAACUCCUCCUCUCUCCUGUCAUAUGGUACCACUCCUCCUCCUCUCUCCUGUCAUAUGGUACCACUCCUCCUCCUCUCUCCUGUCAUAUGGUACCACUCCUCCCCCUCUCUCCUGUCAUAUGGUACCACUCCUCUCCUCUCUCCUGUCAUAUGGUACCUCUCCUCCUCUCUCCUGUCAUAUGGUACCACUCCUCCUCCUCUCUCCUGUCAUAUGGUACCACUCCUCCUCCUCUCUCCUGUCAUAUGGUACCACUCCUCCUCUCUCUCCUGUCAUAUGGUACCACUCCUCUCCUCUCUUCCUGUCAUAUGGUACACUCUCUCCUCUCCUUAUUGGUCCACUCUCCUCUCUCUGUCAUAUGGUACACCUCUCCUCUCUCCUGUAAUGGUACAUCUCUCUCUUCCUGUCAUAUGGUACCACUCCUCCUCCUCUCUCCUGUCAUAUGGUACCACUCCUCCUCCUCUCUCCUGUCAUAUGGUACCACUCCUCCUCCUCUCUCCUGUCAUAUGGUACCACUCCUCCUCCUCUCUCCUGUCAUAUGGUACCACUCCUCUCCUCUUCCUGUCAUAUGGUACCACUCCUCCUCCUCUCAUCCUGUCAUAUGGUACCCACUCCUCCCUCUCUCCUGUCAUAUGGUACCACUCCUCCUCCUCUCUCCUGUCAUAUGGUACCACUCCUCCUCCUCUCUCCUGUCAUAUGGUACCACUCCUCCUCUCUCCUGUCAUAUGGUACCACCUCCUCUCUCUCCUGUUCAAUGGUACCACUCUCCUCCUCUCUCCUGUCAUAUGGUACCACUCUCUCCAAUCACUCUCCCUGUCAUAUGGUACCACUCCUCCUCCUCUCUCCUGUCAUAUGGUACCACAUCAUCCUCCUCUCCUGUCAUAUGGUACCACUCCUCUCUCAUCUCCUGUCAUAUGGUACCACUCCUCCUCCUCUCUCCUGUCAUAUGGUACCACUCCUCCUCCUCUCUCCUGUCAUAUGGUACCACUCCUCCUCCUCUCUCCUGUCAUAUGGUACCACUCCUCCUCCUCUCUCCUGUCAUAUGGUACCACUCCUCCCUCCUCCUCUUUGUACCACUCCUCCUCUCCUGUCAUAUGGUACCACUCCUCCUCCUCUCUCCUGUCAUAUGGUACCACUCCUCUCCUCUCUCCUGUCAUAUGGUAAUACAGGGAGGAGGAUGAGGAGGCCCUAUACAGCAGUAGCCACGCCACUGUCUCUCCCUCCACCUCGGCCAAGGAGGGUUCCCUGGAUCUCCGACCCCACACCAGAGCCCCGCCGGCCCUCAGCUCCUCCGCGGAGUCUCCCUACAGCCCCGGAGCCUCGGAACCCUCCACCACCCCCAGCGUGACCCUCCAGGCCCGGGGACCAUCAGCCAGAGCCGCGCCCCGAUCAGAGCCCCUGUCCUGGGGGAGAGGCGUCACACAGGCACACCGGUGGAUCCAGACACAGCUGGUGGUUUAGCCCCCACCCUCUCCUCUACCUCUCCUUUGUCCUCCCAGACCCGUGGCCGGGCCAUCUCUAGCCCAGCUCUCAUGAUCUCCACUGGACUAGACCAGAACACCUCCAUGCUCUCAAACGGGACCCCCACGACCCUCACCAAUGGAAUUGGCUCAUGCUUUACCACUGGUACCAGUUCUUCUCCAACUGCCUCUGGCCUGGUGAACGGUACCGGGUCAAACCUAACCGACGGCACCAGCUCCAACAGACGCUCUGCCUCCAUGGAGAUCCCAGACAAAGCCCUCCUCUCUGCUCUAGAGACCCAGACGUCGGUGGUAGAACCAGACUCGGGCCGUGUCUGGGCUCCCCAGCAGCAGGACCUCCCCCUCUACAGGUACAGCUCCAGGGUUCCGGGAGGGACUGGGGUGUCCGCCUCUCUCCCCAGGGGAUACCGCCGGUCUGAGGGCUCUUCCUCCCUCUCUGCCGGCUUCACCCCCAGGCCGUUUGGAUCCAAGCCCUCCAGAGUGUCCUCCAUCCCCAGGCUCUACAACGUGAGUAACGACUUCCUCUUUCCUUCCCUCCAUCACAUCUGUACUGUGUCCACCCCUCUCUCUCUCUAGCCCUCCAUCACAUCUCUCCUGUCUGUACUGUGUCCACCCCUCUCUCUCUCUAGCCCUCCAUCACAUCUCUCCUGUCUCUACUGUGUCCACCCCUCUCUCUCUAGCCCUCCAUCACAUCUCAUACCUGUCUCUACUGUGUCCACCCCUCCCUUUCCCCUUCCCCCUCUCUCUAGCCCUCCAUCCCAAUCUCUCCUGUCUGGUACUGUGUCCACCCCUCUCCGCUCUCUAGGCUAGCCACCCAUCACAUCUCUCCAUGUCCUGUACAUGUGUCCACCCCCUCUCUUCUCUCUAAGCCCCUCCAAUCACAUCCUCUCCCUGUUCUGUACUGUCCACCCCUCUCUCUCUCUAGCCCUCCAUCACAUCUCUCCUGUCUCUACUGUGUCCACCCCUCUCUCUCUUCUAGCCCUCCAUCACAUCUCUCCUGUCUGUACUGUUUCCACCACCUUCUCUCUCUCUAGCCCUCCAUACACCCUUCCCUGUCCCCCUGUGUCCCCCCCUCUUUUCCCUCUCUUACCCUCCAUCCCCCCCUUUUCCCGGGGCCCCCUCUUCCCAACGUUUCCCAAACAUUGCCCAAAUAAUUUUUUAAGCCCUCCAUCACAUCCCCCCUGUCUUGUCUGUCCAACCCCCUCUCUCUCCUAGCCCUCCAUACAUCUCUCCGUCGUAUGUCCCCCCCCCCCUCUCUUCCUCUCUAGCCCCCCCAAUCCUCUCUCCCUGUCGUACUGGUCCACCUCUCUCUCCCCCCUCCCCUCUCUCCUCCUUUACCCUCCACACAUCCUCCUGUCUGUAACUGGCCCACACCCUCCUACUUGCCUCUCAAAUCUCCCGUACGUCUCUCCACUCCUCUCUCUCUCUGCCCUUUAACUCACCCGUCCCUGUACCGACGGCACCAGCUCCAUCACGCUCUCCUCCAUAGAUCCCAGACAAAUCCCCCUCCUUCUGUGGGACCCACGCCCGUGUAAACCCAGACUCGGCCGUGUCUCUGGGCCUCCCCAGCAGCAGACCUCCCCUCCAUACAGCUCCGGGUCCGGGACUGUCUCUGCCUCCCCUCCCCCAGGGAAUCCCCUGUCUGUAUUUCCCUCCCUCUCUGCUCUCCUUCACCCCCACCGUUUGAUCCAGCCCUCCAGGUUCCCUCCCCCAUCCCGGCUCUACACAUAACACUUCCUCUUUCCUUCCUCCCUCAUCUUCUCUUCAGCCCUCCAUCUACCCUCCUCCUGUCUUCCUGGUCCAACUGUCUCCCCCUCUCUCUCUCUAGCCCUCCAUCACCUCUUCCUGUCUCCUCUCUCUUCCAGCCCCUCUCAUAGCCCUCCUGUCACUCCUCCUCCUCUCCCUUACUGUGUCCCACCCCUCUCUCUCUCUCCUAGCCCUUCCACACUCUCUCCUGUCUGUCUGUGUCCACCCACUCUCUCCUUCUCCUUAGUCCCCCCUCCCUCUCUCUUCCCUUCUUCACUUGUCCCCCCUCUGUCUCUCCCCACCCCCUCUCACAUCUCUCCCCUGUCAUUACUGUCCCCCUCUCUCUGUCCAGCCCUCCUCAUUCUCUCCCUCUACUUCCCCCUUCUUCUGUCCACCCCUCCUCUCUCUUCUUACUCCAACAUUUUCUCCUCUCGUGCCCACCCUUCCUCCAGACCUCCAUCACUGUCCCCCCUGUCUCUUCCUACCCCCUCCUCUCUCUGCCCUGUACUGUCCACCUCUCUCUUCCUACAUCCCUCCCUCCCCCUCUACCCUUCCUUACUUGUCCCUCCUGCUCCCUCUCUCUCUCUAGCCCUCCAUCACAUCUCUCCUGUCUGUACUGUGUCCACCCCUCUCUCUCUCUCUAGCCCUCCAUCACAUCUCUCCUGUCUGUACUGUGUCCACCCCCUCUCUCUCUCUCUAGCCCUCAUCACAUCCCUCUUCUGUCCCUCUUCUUCCACCCCUCCCCCAUCUCCCCUUUCUGCCUCCAGUCCACCCCUGUCUCUCUGCCCUCCACACAUCUCUCUCUCUCUUCCACCCCCACUCUCUUCUGUCUACGUCCCCCCCUCCCUCUCCUCCUCUCAUCCCAUCUCCCCUGUACUGUGUCCACCCUCUCUCUAUCCCCCUCCCUCUCUUCCUGUCUCUGUUCCACCCCUCUCCUCUCUCUAGCCUCCAUCACAUCCCUCUCUCUUUCCCUCUCUCUCUCUACCUCCAUCACAUCUCCUUCUCUACUGUUACCCUCUCUUCUUACUACCUCAUCCUUCUCUCGUCUCAACUUCCACCCCCUCUCCUCUCUCCUCUAGCCCAUCCUCCACUUCUCCUCUCCAUGCUUUUCCAAGUCCCCCCUCUCUCUCUCUCUGCCUCCAUCAACAUCUCCUGUCUGUACUUUCCACCCCUCUCUCUUUUCUCUAGCCCUCCAUCACAUCCCUGUCUGUACUGUCCAACCCCUCUCUCUCUUCUCUACUACCACUCCUCUCUCUAUGUCCAACCCCUCUCUACUCACCCUCCUCUCUCCUCUGUACUGUCCAUCAACCCCUCUCUCUCUCUCUCUCUCCUACUCCCUCAUCCUCUACUCCACUCCUCUCUGUCUACUCUUCCCACCCUCUCUCCUGUCUCUCUACUGUGCCCCCUCCAUCUCUCUCCUGCCCUAUCAUUCCCCCUCUUCUUCUCUCUCUCUAGCCCUCCAUCACAUCUCUCCUGUCUGUACUGUCCCCACCCCUCUCUCUCUCUAGCCCUCCAUCACAUCUCUCCUGUCUGUACUGUGUCCACCCCUCUCUCUCUCUCUAGCCCUCCAUCACAUCUCUCCUGUCUGUACUGUGUCCAACCCCUCUCUCUCUCUCUAGCCCUCCAUCACAUCUCUCCUUCUACUGUCCCCUCUCUCGUCCACCCUCCAUCAUCUCUCCUGUCUUACUCUCCCUCCUCUCUCUACUCUCCUUUCCUGCUUCCUGUCCACCCUGUCCACCCCCUCUCCCCUCUAGCCCUCCAUCCACUCUCCUCUUCACUGUCCCACCCCUCUCUCUCUCUCUCUAGCCCUCCAUCACAUUCUCUGUCCUCCUAUGUCCACCCCUUCCCCUUCUUUCAUGUCCCUUUAGCAACAUUUCCAUCACACUCUUCUUUGUUUGCUCACUUCCUGUCCAUUUACCUACUCCCUACUAAUGCCUCCCUAAGUUGGUUCUCUUUAGUCUGUAUGUCCACGCUUUUCCCUGCUAGCCUCCAUAAUUCUCCGGGUUAUAGGGUCCGGCCCGUCAAGCCUUUCGUUGACUCUCCGUCUCCAUGGUCACCCUUGGGCCUGGGUUCUGGUUCUAGGCCUCAUCACAUUCUACUGUCGUCGACUGGGAAUUUUUUGCCCUUCAUUUAGUAUCUGGUCAGUAUUGGGACAGUUGUAAGUUUCUUGUGUUCUGGUGAUGGAGGUCAAGUGUUUGUUUUUACUAACACUCCUGGCUCCUAGGUGGGGGGCUUGAGUUCCAUGGUUGGUAGUAUGUGGGGUAGUGUCUGUUGGUAUUGUAGUCCGAUGGGUAGUAUGUUGGGGGUGAAGUUGUGGUUGGUACUUGUAGUUCUCCAUGGUAGUAUGUGGAGGGGAGAAGUGUGUGGUUGGUACUUGUAGUUCUCCAUGGUAGUAUGUGGGAGGGGAGAAGUGUGUGGUUGGUACUUGUAGUUCUCCAUGGUAGUAUGUGGAGGGCAGAGGGGAGAAGUGUCACCAUGUGCUCCCUGAUCCUCUUCCAUCUGCUAUGAAUAAUGCAGUAUUAUAACAGGAUACUGCUGGCUGCCUUCACCGCCCAGCCUGAGGCCCAAAUGCCAGCCGUUCCCUAUACAUGGCGCAGCUAGCGUAGCGGUUAGAUCGUUGGGCCAGCAGCUAGCGUAGCGGUUAGAUCGUUGGGCCAGUGGCAGCUAGCGUAGCGGUUAGAUCGUUGGGCCAGUGCAGCAGGUAGCGGUUAUACUUGGGCCCGCAGACAGGGGUAGGUAAGAUCGUUGGCCUUGAGCAAGGCACUUAACCUGUUGCCCAGGGGCAGCUACUAGCGGUGAGUAGCACAUGCACCUGGAGCUUAAUACUCUUGGGCCCUGUACAAAAACUUAACUGGAACCUUCAUAUACUUUGGGCCGUACACCAGUACACUGGAGCGUAUCAUAUACGUUGGGACCCAGUAAAACCCAAAAUGGUUCAUUCUUUGGUGACCCAAAAGCCGAGCAUGACAAGGUGAAAACUGGUCUGCCCUUAAAGCAACACUUAAACCUGGACCUUAUCUACCGAUAUAUGCUGACCCUACCACUGCCUAAAAAACAACACAGUAACUGACCUAUCAUACUACUAUGGCUGACCCUGUUAAAAAACAACACAUUACACUGGACCUAUCAUACUACUAUGGCUGACCCCUGUAAACAACACAUUACACUGCACCUAUCAUACUACUAUGGCUGACCCUGUAAAACAACACAUUACACUGGACCUAUCAUACUACUAUGGCUGACCCUGUAAACAACACAUUACACUGCACCUAUCAUACUACUAUGGACGACCCUGUAAAACAACACAUACACUGACCUAUCAUACUACUAUGGCUGACCCUGUAAAACAACACAUACACUGGACCUAUCAUACUACUAUGGCUGACCCUGUAAAACAACACAUUACACUGCACCUAUCAUACUACUAUGGCUGACCCUGUAAAAACCCAAAAAUUAAAACUGGACCUAUCAUACUACUAUGGCUGACCCUGUAAAACAACACUUAUACCUGGACCUAUCAUACUACUAUGGCUGACCCUGUAAAACAACACAUUACACUGGACCUAUCAUACUACUAUGGCUGACCCUGUAAAACAACACAUUACACUGGACCAUCAUACUACUAUGGUUGACCCUUAAAAAACACCAUUAACUGGACCUAUCAUACUACUAUGGCUGACCCUGUAAAACACACAUUACUGGACCUAUCAUUCUAGCGUUGCGACCCCCUUAAACAACAACCAUUACACUGGCCUAUCAUUACUAUGCGACCCUGUAAAACAACACAUUACAAUGGACCUAUCAUACUACUAUGGUGACCCUGUAAAACACACAUUAUGGACUUCAUACUCUAGGCUGCCCUUGUGAAAAACACUUACCCGGACCUAUCAUACUUAUGCUGACCACCUGUAAAACAACACAUUCACUGGGCCUCUCACUAACAUGGCUGACCCCGUAAACAAACAUUUACAUCUGGACCUCUACUCUUGGCUGACCCCUGGAAACUCACAAAUUACGGACCUAUUACACAGGUACCGUAAAACAAUUCACAGGACCCUCAGCCUCAGGCCGAACCCUGAACCACAUUACACUGGACCUAUCAUACUACUAUGGUGACCCUGUAAACAACACAUUACACUGCACCUAUCAUAUACUAGGCUGACCCUGUAACAACAUUACAAACUGGACCUACAUACACUUGGCUACCCUGUAAACAACAUUACACUGGACCUAUCAUACUACUAUGGCUGACCCUGUAGAACAACACAUUAUACUGGACCUAUCAUACUACUAUGGCUGACCCUGUAAAAACAACACAUUACACUGCACCUAAUCAGGUGUUUGAGACAAUAAAACAUAUUUAAUUCUUAGUGCACUACUUUUUUAUCAGGUUCCAUAUUGUUCUGGUCCAAAGUAGUGCACUUUGUAGGGAAUUCAUGGAGGGUGCUGUUUGGGAUGCAGCUUCAGCCUUCACACUGACAACAGACUCCAUGUCACUGCCCUCCUUCACUCCCUCCCACCCUGUCAAACGGUGGUUGACAAUCUGAAUUGCUAGUUUUUUUUUUAAAGGAAUGAUAUUUCACCUGUUGACGUCAAUGUAACACACAGUAGAGACUUCUGCCUCUCCGCUCUGAUGACCUUUGACUCUGUCUUCUAGUAUCUACAGUUGGAGAACUCUACGCUGAACGGAGACAGAAACGCUUCCCUGCUCCCCACCAAGACGGCUCCCUCACGCCCGCAGAAAAUGGUCACCAUCUCGGAGGUCGCUGUCGGGGCGCAGCCCCGGGCCCCAGCCAAUCGGAGCGGUGUGAACCAGGAAGUAAAGGAGGAGGGUGCGAGUCAGACCCAGCCCUCCAUCCUGAACGCCAGAGUGGGGCCUGGACCCGCCACCCGCCCCAAACCCAGCCGGGGGACCCUUACCCGCCACCCGCCCCAAACCCAGCCGGAGAGACCCUUACCCCCUCCUCUCCUGCCCAGCCUCGCUGUCUCAGUCACACAGAAUGGCUCUGCGCAGGUGAGCGCAACGGUCUUUACCUUGAGAGACCCAUCAGCCAUAACUGGGCUGUCAUAGUUAGGGGCCCCGGAGUUUAACCUGUCGGGCCCGGAGGUUUACCCCAUGUGUACAAACCCUGGUUGACUGAUUUAGGUGCUGUAUUGAAGCCAUUUUAGGUGCUGUUUUGACCCAAAAUUUUAGGUGCGUUGAAGCCUUUUUUAGGUGCUUUUGAACCCUUUUUUGGUGCGAUUAAAGCCGCGCGCAUCUUGGCACUCCUCCCCCCAUAUUGGAUUUUAAAACCUGUCCUGUGAGGCCCUGUGUGUGUGUCGGCCUUUUUUUUUCCCCUUGUGAUGCUGUGGAUUUAAGCUGUCCCCCCUGCAACCCCCCCCUGCACCCCCCGCAUCCCACCCGCUCCCUAACUGCUGCAUCCCACUGCAUACCACCCUGCAUACCACUACUGCAUCCCACUGCUGCUGCAUCCCACUGCAUACCGCUGCUGCAUCCCACUGCUGCUGCAUCCCACUGCUGCAUACCACCCUGCAUACCACCCUGCAUACCACCCCCUGCAUACCACUGCAUACCGCUGCUGCAUCCUUUCUUCUGGUCUAAAAUAUAUAUGUAUCCCAAUGCCCAGGGCAGUGUUAGGAUGGGACGUUAAACGGGUGACCUGACUCUCUGUCGUCACUAAAGAUCCCAUGGCGCUUAUCGUAAGAGUAGGGGUGUUAACCCCGGUGUCCUGACUAAACGUCCAAUCAGAACCUCAUGGCCACCUAAUCAUCCCCAGCUUCCAAUUGGCUCAUUCAUCCCCCCCCCCCCUUCCUCUCCCCUGUAACUAUUCCCCAGGUCGUUGCUAUAAAUGAGAACGUGUUCUCAGUCAACUAACCUGGUAAAAUAAGGGGUUCAGUAAACAACCCUGUGUGCUGCUGCGUGUCAGAGGGUGGGGGGGGGGGGGGGGGGUCUCUGGUUUCUGUCAGGAAACGUGGGACAUCGAAUCGGUGUCACCUUCACCAGGUGUCACCUUCACCUUGUGUCUCGCUGUCUCGCUCUCAGGUACGUCACAGUGACAGAGUGAGUCUUACCUUGAAGCUGAACGGUCGACCAGACUUUGGUUUCAACACUCACUGGGACUCAGCAGGAGUGCGAGUCGGAGGCAUCCGACCAGGUAAGAACACCGCUCCUUCAGGGAUGGACGGGGACCGUAUGUCAUGUGUUCUGUGUUUCACCACCUUGGUCCUUUUGGAUGUAAUCAAGUAAGAACUUUAACCAAAGUAGGUAAGAUUCCAAAAUAAAUGUAGCAACUAAGUAAUGGAUGAAGUUUGACCAAACAGCUGAAUAUUUAUCGUUUGGGAUAAGUGGUCCUCUGUAGCUCAGCUGGUAGAGCACGGCGCUUGUAACGCCAGGGUAGUGGGUUCGAUCCCCGGGACCACCCAUACGUUAAAAAUGUAUGCACGCAUGACUGUAAAUCGCUUUGGAUAAAAGCGUCUGCUAAAUGGCAUAUUAUUAUUAUUAUUAUUAUUAUUAUUAUUAUUAUAUUAUUAUACGUUUUAGUCUGUGAAGGUGUCUUGGUACUAGAGUCUUUGAAUUGACCUGGCUGGGUCAUUAGUAAUGUCCAUACUGGUUGUUCCACCAAUGUCCGUUGCCUACAGUAUAGGGAGAUAUUCAUCAAUGUUUAAACAGAGCUGUGCCUUACCCUGCAACAGAGACCUAGUCAGAACCAGAGUGGAUAUCUAUGGUCAGGAGAACUACAACCUUAUACUGUUCCUCUGGGUUAGUCAGGUGUGACUGGAAAUACUAUCUUCUACUGGCCUGUAACUCAUCUCUCUCUCUCUGCUCUCUGCUACUGGCCUGUAACUCAUCUCUCUCUCUGCUCUCUUCUACUGGCCUGUAACUCAUCUCUCUCUCUCUCUGCUCUCUUCUACUGGCCUGUAACUCAUCUCUCUCUCUGCUCUCUGCUCUAUCCUACUGGCCUGUAACUCAUCUCUCUCUCUCUCUGCUCUCUGCUACUGGCCUGUAACUCAUCUCCUCUCUCUGCUCUCUUCUACUGGCCUGUAACUCAUCUCUCUCUCUCUCUGCUCUCUUCUACUGGCCUGUAACUCAUCUCUCUCUCUGCUCUCUUCUACUGGCCUGUAACUCAUCUCUCUCUCUGCUCUCUUCUACUGGCCUGUAACUCAACUCACUCUCUCCUCUCUGCUCUCUUCUACUGGCCUGUAACUCAUCUCUCUCUCUCUCUCUGCUCUCUACUACUACUGGCCUGUAACUCAUCCCUCUCUCCUCUCUCUCUGCUCUCUCUACUGUCCCUGUAACUCAUCUCUCCUCUCUGCUCUCUUCUACUGGCCUGUAACUCCAUCUCUCUCUCUCUGCUCUCUACUACUGUCCUGUAACUCAUCUCUGCUCUAUGCUGUCUUCUACUGGCCUGUAACUCAUCUCUCUCUCUGCUCUCUUCUACUGGCCUGAAACUCAUCUCUCUCUCUGCUCUCUUCUACUGGCCUUUAAUCAUCUCUCCUCUCCUCUGCUCUCUACUACUGGCCUGUAACUCAUCUCUCUCUCUGCUCUCUUCUACUGGCCUGUAACUCAUCUCUCUCUCUGCUCUCUUCUACUGACCUGUAACUCAUCUCUCUCUCUGCUCUCUUCUACUGGCCUGUAACUCAUCUCUCUCUUCUCUCUCUGCUCUCUUCUACUGGCCUGUAACUCAUCUCUCUCUCUCUCUGCUCUCUUCUACUGGCCUGUAACUCAUCUCUCUCUCUGCUCUCUUCUACUGGCCUGUAACUCAUCUCUCUCUCUCUCUCUGCUCUCUUCUACUGGCCUGUAACUCAUCUCUCUCUCUGCUCUCUUCUACUGGCCUGUAACUCAUCUCUCUCUCUGCUCUCUUCUACUGUCCUGUAACUCAUCUCUCUCUCUGCUCUCUUCUACUGGCCUGUAACUCAUCUCUCUCUCUCUGCUCUCUUCUACUGGCCUGUAACUCAUCUCUCUCUCUGCUCUCUUCUACUGGCCUGUAACUCAUCUCUCUCUCUGCUCUCUUCUCUUACUGGCCUGUACCCAUCCCCCCUUCUACUGGCCUGUAAUCAUCCUCUCCUCCCUGCUCUCUUCUACUGGCCUGUAACUCAUCUCUCUCUCUCUCUCUGCUCUCUACUACUGCCUGUAAACUCAUCUCUCUCUCUCUCUCUGCUGCUCUCUACUACUGGCCUGUAACUCAUCUCUCUCUCUGCUCUCGUUCACUGGCCUGUAACUCAUCUCUCCUCUCUCUCUGCUCUCUUCUACUGGCCUGUAACUCAUCUCUCUCUCUCUGCUCUCUUCUACUGGCCUGUAACUCAUCUCUCUCUUUCUCUGCUCUCUUCUACUGGCCUGUAACUCAUCUCUCUCUCUCUCUGCUCUCUACUACUGGCCUGUAACUCAUCUCUCUCUCUCUCUCUCUGCUCUCUUCUACUGGCCUGUAACUCAUCUCUCUCUCUGCUCUCUUCUACUGGCCUGUAACUCAUCUCUCUCUCUCUGCUCUCUACUACUGUCCUGUAACACAUCUCUUUCCUCUUAUCUCUCGAACAGCCUAUGACCUGUACAGUAUGUUAAUGCUGCGGUUAGGAUGGUUUACAUUCCAAUCUAAUCAGCCUUGUGUUUUUGGCAACCAACUGUACAAAGGUCUCAACAAGGUGAAAGCCUCCCCUCUCUCCUCCCCCCUGCAGGCAGUCCUGCAGAGUUGGGCCAGCUGCGUGCGGGUGAUGAGAUAGUGUCUGUUGGCGGGCACAGGGUGGCAGAGAUGAGCCACGACCAGUGGAAGGGCACCAUGACCUCUGCCCUGCAGAAGGGCAGUCUCACCAUGGACGUACAGCGCUAUGGUAACAACGGUGAGCGAAAGAGACUCCGCCCCCUUCCGCCUGACCUGCUGGGAGCUCGGUUUGUCCCUCACCUGCUUGCCUUCCUGUAGUGUCCCUGUCUGUUCUGUUUGUCCCUCAACUCUCCCUGUAGUGUCCCGGUCUUGUCUGUCCCUCAGAGGACGUGGUAGCGUGUUGUCUCUGUGUCCCUCAUCUACCACUAUAGCAGGGUUUCCCAUCCCUUUCCUCAGGGACCAGCUGUUGUAGCCCUAAUCUGACACACCUGAUUUGAUUUAGUCAGCUGUCACCAAGCCCUUGACUAAUUGGAUCAGGUGUGCCAAUUCAGGGUUAAAACAAAUGUGACUGACCGCCUCUAUUACGUUUUAUGUAGCAAAAUUUUAAAUUAGUUGUUUUUACAUUGGAUAAAAGUAUAGACUCAGAGCUAGAAAAUGGUAUAUCAUACACUACAGUUGAGGAACAAUGGGAAAGUAAUUCUGCUUUGAAAGAUGAUAAACUUGUAACCCCACUUUUGAGAAAAUGGUCCUUGAAUAUUUUGGUACACCUACUGGAGAGCUGUUCUUUGUCUACACCCAUUCAGCAUCGUUCACACCCUCUUAAGCCUUAGCCCCUCCCAUCUCUUUAAGGAGUCACAUGCGAGGCCAUGUGCUAAACAGAGUGAGUAAGGUAGUGGCAGGGUAGGCUAGCAGGGUAGACCAUGUGAGGCCAUGUGCUAAAUAGAGUGAGUACGGUAGUGUAGUAAACAACCAAAGAGUUCAUGACUAAAAGUAGUAGCCAAUAAUAAUCUAGUCCUUGGCCUCCAUCCUAAUCUGACUUUGGUGUUGUUCUUCACAUUACCGUCCCGGAUACUGAUUCUGUAUUUCAUAUAGUGUGUAUUUGUCACAUGCACAGCAUACAGAAGGUGGAAACCAGUGAAAUGGUUACUAUUUACAUAGAGAUAGACAGUGUCCAGAUAAAUGUUGGAUUAAUAUUUAAUUAAUGAUUAGAUGAUCAUGACACACUUGUCUAAAUUGAUGGGUCAUGUGAAAUAAAUACUGUAACCACCUCCAGCAACAUCUAGUGAAAUGGAUGGGGUCGCUGCAGAAGGUGUAAACAGUACAGUGGAAUGAUGAAUUGCAUAUUUUCAUUAGUAGCAAUAUUACAAAUAGAAAGUGUCAAUAAGUGUCAAUGCCAGUAGAGAGAACAAAUACAGUAUGUACAAGAACAAUAUCAAUAACCAUAGCGUUGAUACUGGUGAUAGAUCAGGUAGUUAUAUAGUCUACAAUCAGGGGUAAAGUGGCUGAGCAGCAGGACACAAAAAUAAAUAGUAGCAGCAACGUGUGGCUGUGUUAGGAGAGAGUCGCUGCAGAUAGUCCGGAUGACUGGGAACUCGCCCCCCAGUGAUGAACUGGUCCGUCCGCUCAAAUCAAAUCAAAUCAAAUUUUAUUGGUCACAUGCGCCGAAUACAACAGGUGCAGACAUUGCAGUGAAAUGUUUACUUACAGCCCUUAACCAACAGUGCAUUUAUUUUAAACAAAAAAAGUAAGAAUAAAACAACAACAAAAAAAGUGUUGAGAAAAAAAGAGCAGAAGUAAAAUAAAGUGACAGUAGGGAGGCUAUAUAUACAGUAAAAUAAAGUGACAGUAGGGAGGCUAUAUAUACAGGGGGGUACCGUUGCAGAGUCAAUGUGCGGGGGCACCGGCUAGUUGAGGUAGUUGAGGUAAUAUGUACAUGUGGGUAGAGUUAAAGUGACUAUGCAUAAAUACUUAACAGAGUAGCAGCAGCGUAAAAAGGAUGGGGUGGGGGGGCAGUGCAAAUAGUCCGGGUAGCCAUGAUUAGCUGUUCAGGAGUCUUAUGGCUUGGGGGUAGAAGCUGUUGAGAAGUCUUUUGGACCUAGACUUGGCACUCCGGUACCGCUUGCCGUGCGGUAGCAGAGAGAACAGUCUAUGACUAGGGUGGCUGGAGUCUUUGACAAUUUUGAGGGCCUUCCUCUGACACCGCCUGGUAUAGAGGUCCUGGAUGGCAGGGAGCUUUGCCCCAGUGAUGUACUGGGCAGUACGCACUACCCUCUGUAGUGCCUUGCGGUCAGAGGCCAAGCAGUUGCCAUACCAGGCGGUGAUGCAACCAGUCAGGAUGCUCUCGAUGGUGCAGCUGUAGAAUUUUUUGAGGAUCUGAGGACCCAUGCCAAAUCUUUUUAGUCUCCUGAGGGGGAAUAGGCUUUGUCGUGCCCUCUUCACGACUGUCUUGGUGUGUUUGGACCAUGAUAGUUUGUUGGUGAUGUGGACACCAAGGAACUUGAAGCUCUCAACCUGUUCCACUACAGCCCCGUCGAUGAGAAUGGGGGCGUGCUCAGUCCUCUUUUUUUUCCCUGUAGUCCACAAUCAUCUCCUUUGUCUUGGUCACGUUGAGGGAGAGGUUGUUGUCCUGGCUCCACACGGCCAGAUCUCUGACCUCCUCCCUAUAGGCUGUCUCAUCGUUGUCGGUGAUCAGGCCUACCACUGUUGUGUCGUCGGCAAACUUAAUGAUGGUGUUGGAGUCGUGUGAACAAGGGAAUCUAUACUGAACAAAAAUACAAACGGUGUGGCUGUGUUAGGAGAGAGUCACUGCAGAUAGUCCGGAUGACUGGGAACUCGCCCCUCAGGGAUGAACUGGUCCGUCCGCUCCACGCAUGAACAAGGGAAUCUAUAUUCGGAGGGCCUGUUUCUGUCCUGCCUUUGACUUCGUCGCAAAACUCCCUAAUCUUCUCAAAAAUAUCAGUUUGGUCUAGUUGUGUCCAGUCCAGGUGGUGCUUGUACAUGCAGACCAUCUCUGGGAGGAAGGACGUCAGCGUUGCACAGCAGCUGAAACCUGGUCCCAACUGAGUCCGAACGCUCCUUGGCGACGACAACGCCAGGCUCCAGUCCAACCAUGUGGGGCAGCCAUUUUCUCCACAGAUUCCUGAAGGAAGACGGCCCAACUGCACGUACCUCUGGGAAAAAUACACAAAUAAUGUGAGAUCAAUAAAAGUAGUGCCAAUCAUGUUGGAGGUGAAAUAAAAUAAUCAAAAGGUGUUGAUGCUUUACAUACCAAGUGUUGUCAUCGAUUCCUUGUAGAGACGCCGCUCCGCUGCUUCUGUCACAUGAGAUGGCAGCAGCUUUCCACCAAAGGGUUGGUGUCCUGGGUGGCGUCCUGGGUGGCGUCCUGGGUGGCGUCCUGGGUGGCGUCCUGGGUGGCGUCCUGGUAAUACUAUUGCAUUAUCCUCUCUAUAGUUGUUGAUGAAGUUCACAACUCGCUGCAAGUCCUCGUGCUUAGCUAGCUAACAGUACGCUUUGACUUGCAAUGAAAACGACUUUCAUGUCAAAAUUAGAAAAGUCAUCUGAAUUUUGCUAGCUUACCCCGUGCAUUCAGAAAAUAUUCAGACCCCCUUGACUUUUUCCACAUUUUGUUACGUUACAGCCUUAUUCUAAAAUUGAUUUAAAAAAAAAAAAAAAUUGUCAUCAAUCUACACACAAUACCCCAUAAUGACAAAGCAAAAACAGGUUUUUAAAAAUAUAUUUACAUAAGUAUUCAGACCCUUUACUCAGUACUUUGUUGAAGCACCUUUGGCAGCGAUUACAGCCUCGAGUCUUCUUGGGUAUGACGCUACAAGCUUGGCACACCUGUAUUUGGGGAGUUUCUCCCAUUCUUCUCUGCAGAUCCUCUCAAGCUCUGUCAGUUAGAAUGGAGAGCGUUGCUGCACUGCUAUUUUCAGGUUUCUCCAGAGAUGUUCGAUUGGGUUCAAGUCCGCGCUCUGGCUGGUCCACUCAAGGACAUUCAGAGACUUGUCCCGAAAGCCACUCUUGUCUUGGCUGUGUGCUUAGGGUCGUUGUCCUGUUGGAAGGUGAACCUUCUCCCCAGUCUGAGGUCCUGAGCACUCUGGAGCAGGUUUUCAUCAAGGAUCUCUCUGUACUUUGCGCCGUUCAUCUUUGCCUCGAUCCUGACUAGUCUCCCCGUCCCUGCCGCUGAAAAACAUCCCCACAGCAUGAUGCUGCCACCACUAUGCUUCACCGUAGGGAUGGUACCAGGUUUCCUCCAGACGUGACGCUUAGCAUUAAGGCCAAAGAGUUCAAUCUUGGUUUCAUCAGACCAGAAAAUCUUGUUUCUCAUGGUCUGAGAGUCCUUUAGGUGCCUUUUGGCAAACUCCAAGCGGUCUGUCAUGUGCCUUUAACUGAGUGGCUUCCGUCUGGCCACUACACCAUAAAGACCUGAUUGGUGGAGUGCUGCAGAGAUGGUUGUCCUUCUGGAAGGUUCUCCCAUCUCCACAGAGGAACUCUGGAGGUCUGUCAGAGUGACCAUCGGGUUCUUGGUCAACUCCCUGACCAAGGCCCUUCUCCCCCGAUUGCUCAGUGCGGCCGGGCGGCCAGCUCUAGGAAGAGUCUUGGAGGUUCCAAACUUAUUUUCUUCCAUUUUAAGAAUGAUGGAGGCCACUGUGUUCUUGGGGACCUUCAAUGCUGCAGACAUUUUUUGGUACCCUUCCCCAGCUCUGUGCCUCGACGCAAUCCUGUCUCGGAGCUCUACGGACAAUUCCUUCAACCUCAUGGCUUGGUUUUUGCUCUGACAUGCACUGUCAACUGUGGGACCUUUUAUAUAGACAGGUGUGUGCCUUUCCAAAUCAUGUCCAAUCAAUUGAAUUCACCACAAGUGGACUCCAAAACAGUUGUAGAAACAUCUCAGGGUAGGGGAGGGAAUGGCCGGCAUGGCGUUGUGGGUUCGAUUCCCACGGGGGGCCAGUAUAAAAAAAUAAAAUAAAAAUGUAUGCACUAACUGUAAGUCGCUCUGGAUAAGAGCGUCUGCUAAAUGACGUAAAUGUAAAAAAAAAAAAAUGUAAAUGUUAUCGGCUGCUGAAUUCAGGGCAGUAAUUUUCAGAGCAACACUUUUGCAGUUCUCCAUGAUCUCUUAAAAAAAAAAAAGCCAUGGUAGCAAGGAUUAUCUCCACAUACUGAGCCGCUUGAUGUUAUAGACAGUAUGCUACAUGGCAGACACAUCUGAACUCCUUUCUCGGAAUGUCCUGCCCAUCCGUUAUCUCAGCCAAUCAUGGCUAGUGGGAAGUGAUAUAAUUAUUAUUAUUAAUGACUAAUUAUUACACCCUGAAACUGUGUAUAAUGUGUUAGAAAUGUGUGAGUGUAGGACCAGUAAAGACUAUGACAUUGAGCUACUAUUUAGCAACGUGAGUAAGAGUUAGGCCAGACAACAAAGGACAAGGAGAGCUGGCUACAGACAACUGAGAAACCAAGAUAAAGAGGCCCCUCCCAGUUUAGGGAGGAGAGAGACUGGUAGGCUUUUUAAGGAGUAUGAAACAUGGUGCAGGAUAUUGUGAGAACGGCGAUAACUAAGGAAUGCAGGUAGUAGGCUAUGAUGAAGUGUGUGUGAACUGAUGGUCAGGAGAGCAGUUUUAGAGUGGAAAACUACAGCCCGCCUAAAGAGGGGAGGGAUUUUUUGUAUGACGUAUGAGUGUAAAAGGUGGACUCUGAAAUUGUAAUGGCCCUGAGGCGAGGGAUAGGAAGUACUGUUCUAUUGGUCCCUGAGGCGAGGGAUAGGAAGUACUGUUCUAUUGGUCCCUGAGGCGAGGUUUAGGAAGUACUGUUCUAUUGGUCCCUGAGGCGAGGGAUAGGAAGUACUGUUCUAAAUGUUUUUAAAUGUGCUUCGAUGUUCCUCUUUUUCCUCUAUUUUGUUUAGGAAACUGUCUUUUAUCAAAGCAAUUCAUGUUGGUUAGGUUCUACGGCUCCAUAACUGGGAAAGGAGUGUCUCUGUCCUACACACGUUUAAUGAACCUUACAAGUAUAGACUGUUUGUCCGUCAUAGGACUCCGUAGAGAAUCCUGACUUUUUUUUGACAGUGGCUAUUAGGCUACUGAUCGUGAUCAAGGAUCACACGAUCUAGCUAUUGCUAAUCGCUAUUAGCUAUUGCUAAUCGAUCUCCCGGCCUACUGAUCGUGAUCGAGGAUCAAUAUUAGCCUACUGAUUUUUGUUAAUCAAUGUUUUCUAAAUCUUUUCUGGACCGUGUUUUGUGGUUUGACAGACUGGAGCAGUGGCCUUCCUUCCCAUAAGAUCAUCGAUCUGACCAGUGGAGCUCCGACACUUAUAGGUCGACCUGAUGCCAGCAGAGACGCCGUAAUAUCCACAGCGACAAGGGUGAAACCGGCCCAGCUCAACGGACAAGAGGUCAACGUGGGUCACUUUGUCCAUAUGAUCAGUAUUGAUAGAUAGUAUUUAUAGAGUGAUGAAGGAAACGGGUUUCAAACAAAUAUCUUAAAAAUAAAAGCUAUUUUUUUUUUGUAUCUUUCAAAUCUUUUUUUCCCCCCUCUCCUAGUGUGUGACAUCUAAAAGCAUGAAGGGUGGUGUUCGUGACGAUCCUAUGACCAUCAGAAGGAAAGGUAAUGAAUUAACUGACUGGGUCUUUACAGUGCCUUCAGAAAGUGUUCACACCCCUUGACUUUUUCGACAUUUUGUUUCAGCCUGAAUUUUUUUAAUUGAUACAAUUUAGAUAUGUCACUGGCCUACACACAAUACCCCAUAAUGUCAAAGUGGAAUUAUGUUUUUAGAUUUUUUUAAUUAGUAAAAAAUGAAACACUGAAAUGACUUCUGUCAAUAAGUAUUCAAUCCCUUUUGUUAUGGCAAGCCUAAAUAAGUUCAGGAGAAAAAAUAUCCUUAACAAGUCACAAGUUGCAUGGACUCACUGUGUUCAAUAAUAGCGUUUAACAUUAUUUUUUUAAUGACUACCUCAUCUUUGUACCCCACUCAUAGAAUUAUCUGGAAGGUCCCUCAGUUAAGCGGGGAAUUUCAAACACAGAUUCAACCACAAAGCCCAGGGAGGUUUUCCAAUGCCUCGCAAAGAAGGGCACCUAUUGGUAGAAUGGUAAAAAAAUAAAUAAAAACAGACAAUGAAUAUCCCGUUGAGCAUGGUGAAGUUAUUAAUUAAACUGUUGUAUCAAAACACCCAGUCACUACAAAGAUACAGGCAUCCUUCCUAAUUCAGUUGCCGGAGAGGAAAGAAACUGCUCAGGGAUUUCACCAUGGUGACUUUAAAACAGAGUUUAAUGGCUGUGAUCGGAGAGAGCUGAGGAUGGAUCAACAACAUUGUAGUUACUCCACAAUACUAAACCUAAAUUACAGGGUGAAAAUAAGGAAGCCUGUAAAGAUAAAAAAUAUUCUAAAACGUGACAAAAUAAUGAACUUUUAUGUCCUGAAUACAAAGUGUUAUGUUUGGGACAAAUCCGACACAUCACUGAGUACCACUCUCCCAUAUUUUCAAGCAUAGUGGUGGCUGCAUCAUGUUAUGGGUAUGCUUGUAAUCGUUAAGGGCUGGGGAGUUUUUCAGGAUAAAACAAUAAAGUGAAUGAAGCUAAGCACAGGCAAAAUCCUAGAGGGAAACCUGCUUCAGUCUGCUUUACACCAGAGACUAGGAUAUUAAUUCACCUUUCAGCAGGACAAUAAUCUACAACACGAGGCCAAAUCUACAAUGGAGUUGCUUACCAAGACGACGUUGAAUGUUCCUGAGUGGCUUAGUUACAGUUUUGACUUAAAUCAGCUUGAAAAUAUAUGGCAUGAAUUGAAAAUGACUGUCUAGCAAUGAUCAACAACCAACUUGACACAGCUUGAAUAAAUUUUUAAAAAUAAUAAUGUGCAAAUGUUGCAAAAUCCAGGUGCGCAAAGCUCUUAGAGACUUACCCAGAAAGACUCACAGCUGUAAUCGCUGGCAAAGGUGAUUCUAACAUGUAAUAUAAUAAUAAUAAUAUGCCAUUUCACAGACGCUUUUAUCCAAAGCGACUUACAGUCAUGCGUGCAUACAUUUUUUUUUUUUUUGUGUAUGGGUGGUCCCGGGGAUCGAACCCACUACCUUGGCGUUACAAGCGCCGUGCUCUACCAGCUGAGCUACAGAGGACCAUAGGUAUUGACCCAGGGGUGUGAAUACUUACGUAAAUUAGCAAAAAUUUCUAAACACUCAUUAUGGGGUAUUGUGUGAGAAAUCUAUUUAAUCCAUUUUGAAUUAAGCACAACAAAAUGUGGAAUAAGUCAAGGGGUAUAAAUACUUUCUGAAGGCGCUGUGUCUUUUUGAAAUGAAGAAAAGGUUUUACAGUUUCCUGGUAGUUCCCGGAUGAAUCUCUGUUACCGUCUCUCACUUCGGCUUCUCUUUCACACUCCCUCUGUUUCCCUCCAUGUAGAACAUGAACUGAUUGUUUUGAAAACCCAGGAAAGGAGAGCAGAGUUUUUUAAGCAGAAAGGUAAAGAGUCAAGGUUGUUAAUGUCUUGUCGCCAGGCUUUUGUAGUUGUGUUGUUGUGGCCUGGGGCUUGUGUUGGUUUAUAUUUAAAGAAGAGUCAUCAAUCCGUCUUUGCAUUUGCUUUGUAGCUGAAAAUGGCUCAACUCUGGUGACGCAUGUUUGGCCGUAGAUUCUGCUGCCCAUAUACAGUACUGGUCAAAAGUUUUAGAACACCUACUCAUUCAAGGGUUUUUCUUUAUUUUUACUAUUUUCUACAUUGUAGAAUAAUAGUGAAGACAUCAAAACUAUGAAAUAACACAUAUGGAAUCAUGUAGUAACCAAAAAAGUGCUAAACAAAUCAAAAUAGAUUUUAAAUUUGAGAUUCUUCAAAUAGCCACCCUUUGCCUUGAUGACAGCUUUGCACACUCUUGGCAUUCUCUCAACCAGCUUCACCUGGAAUGCUUUUCCAACAGUCUUGAAGGAAAUCCCACAUAUGCUGAGCACUUGUUAGCUGCUUUUCCUUCACUCUGCGGUCCAACUCAUCCCAAACCAUCUCAAUUGGGUUGAGGUCGGGGGAUUGUGGAGGCCAGGUCAUUUGAUGCAGCACUCCAUCACUCUCAUUCUUGGUAAAAUAGCCCUUACACAGCCUGGAGGUGUGUUGGGUCAUUGUCCUGUUGAAAAACAAAUGAUAGUCCCACUAAGCCCAAACCAGAUGGGAUGGCGUAUCGCUGCAGAAUGCUGUGGUAGCCAUGCUGGUUAAGUGUGCCUUGAAUUCUAAAGAAAUCACUGACAGUGUCACCAGCAAAGCACCCCCACACCAUAACACCUCCUCCUCCAUGCUUUACGGUGGGAAAUACACAUGCAGAGAUCAUCCGUUCACCCACACUGCGUCUCACAAAGACACGGCGGUUGGAACCAAAGAAAUCUCAAAUUUGGUCUAAUGUCCAUUUCUCGUGUUUCUUUGCCCAAGCAAGUCAUUUUUUAUUUAUUUUUAUUUUUAUUGGUGUCCUUUAGUAGUGGUUUCUUUGCAGCAAUUCGACCAUGAAGGCCUGAUUCAGACAGUCCCCUCUGAACAGUUGAUGUUGAGAUGUGUCUGUGACUUGAACUCUGUGAAGCAUUUAUUUGGGCUGCAAUUUCUGAGGCUGGUAACUCUAAUGAACUUAUCCUCUGCAGCAGAGGUAACUCUGGGUCUUCCAUUCCUGUGGCGGUCCUCAUGAGAGCCAGUUUCAUCAUUGCGCUUGAUGGUUUUUGCGACUGCACUUGAAGAAACGUUCAAAGUUCUUGACAUUUUCCAUAUUGACUGACCUUCAUGUCUUAAAGUAAUGAUGGACUGUAAUUUCUCUUUGCUUAUUUGAGCUGUUCUUGCCAUAAUAUGGACUUGGUCUUUUAUACCAAAUAGGGCUAUCUUCUGUAUACCCCCCCCCCCUACCUUGUCACAACACAACUGAUUGGCUCAAACGCAUUAAGAAGGAAAGAUAUUCUGCUGUCCAUAUAGAAUGGAAAGAGGACCUCUCCUGGUUACCAGCUCUGUUGCUGUGAAGGUGACCUCUCCUGGUUACCAGCUCUGUUACUGUGAAGGUGACCUCUCCUGGUUACCAGCUCUGUUACUGUGAAGGUGACCUCUCCUGGUUACCAACUCUGUUACUGUGAAGGUGACCUCUCCUGGUUACCAACUCUGUUACUGUGAAGGUGACCUCUCCUGGUUACCAGCUCUAUUACUGUGAAGGUGACCUCUCCUGGUUACCAACUCUGUUACUGUGAAGGUGACCUCUCCUGGUUACCAACUCUGUUACUGUGAAGGUGACCUCUCCUGGUUACCAGCUCUGUUACUGUGAAGGUGACCUCUCCUGGUUACCAGCUCUGUUUACUGUGAAGGUGGACCUCUCCUGGUUACCAACUCUGUUACUGUGAAGGUGACCUCCUCCUGGUUACCAGCUCUGUUACUGUGAAGGUGACCUCUCCUGGUUACCAGCUCUGUUGCUGUGAAGGUGACCUCUCCUGGUUACCAACUCUGUUACUGUGAAGUGUCAUAACGCAGCUCUUUCCCCCCAGCCUCACCAGGAGUCAGCUCUAUGGUCUAUCUAUGUGGUAAGUGUGGUGUGUUUUUGGUGUGUGUGUAGUGCUCUGAAGUUGAGGCAACAACACUCUCCAGUAUCUGGACCAUCUCUCCCAGGCAGUUCUGACUCUUUGAUUACUACAUAGUCAAGUCUGUGUGAAUCCGAGUCCACGAUGAAUGGAGAAUCUCAGCUGAUUUGGAGCUGUGGUUUUAGAUCGUACGGUGGCCCUGUUGGGUGCUUGGUUUUAGAUCGUACGGUGGCCCUGUUGGGUGCUUGGUGUGCAGUGCUCUUUUUCUUUCAUAAAUAGAAUGAUAAUAAAUGUGGUGACAUAAUUACUGGAGAAAUGUAUUCUCACAUUGGCUGACUGUUAACGCACCCGCUCUCCCCCCCUCUCUCUCCUCUCGCCUCUCGCCCCCCUCCUCUCGCCUCCCUCCCCCCUCUCCCUCUCCCUCCCCCCCCCCUCGCCUCUCCCCCCCUCCCUCCCCUCCCCCCCCCCCUCGCCUUCGCUCCCCUUUUCCCCCCCCUCCUCCCCCCCCCUUCCCUUUCCCCUCCCUCCCCCCACCCCUCCUCUCUCCUCCCCCCCCCUCUCUCCUCACCCCCCCUUUUUCUCCUCACCCCUCGCCUCUCUCCUCACCCCCCCCUCCGCUCACCCCUCGCCUCUCGCUCACCCCUCGCCUCUCGCUACCCCUCCCUCUCGCCACCCCUCGCCUCUCCUUUACCCCUUGCCUCUCCCACCCCUUCCCUCUGCUCACCCCUUCCUCUCCCACCCCCUCGCCCCUCGCUACCCCUCCCUCCGCUCACCCCUCCCCCCGCUCCCCCUCGCAUCUCUCGCUCACCCCUCGCAUCUCUCGCCACCCCCCGCCUCUCUCGCCCCCCCCCUCCCUCUCUCGCCGCUCACCCCUCGCCUCUCUCGCCGCUCCCCCUCCCUCUCCCGCCCUCACCCCUCCUCUCGCCCUCACCCCCCCUCUUCCCGCUCACCCCCCUUCCCCUCCCCCCUCCCGCCCUCUCCCGCUCACCCUCUCGCCCUCCCCCUCCUCUCCCCCGCUCACCCCUCCCUCUCCCGUCACCCUCGCCGUCCCCGCUACUCCCUCUCUCGCGCUCCCCCUCCUUCGCCGACCCCUCCCUUCUCGCCGUCACCCCCUCCCCUCUCUGCCGCUCACCCCUCGCCUUCUCCCCCUCCCCUCUCCCGUCCCUCCCCGCUCCCUCCCCUCGCCCUCUCUCGCCCCCCCUCACCGUCCCUCGCCGCUCACCCCCCUCUGGCUCCCCCUCCUCUUCGCCCUCCACCUCGCUCCUCUCUCGCCCCCCCUGUCUCUCGUCAGCCCUCUCCUCUCCGACCCCUUCCCCCGCCCUCUCCUCCGCCCUCACCCCCGCCCUCUCGCCUCUCUCCCCCCUCCCCUCCUCUCGCCCUCCUCUGGCCUUCUCUCCCCCCCCGUUGUCCUCUCCCCCCCCCUCCUCUCCCCCUUUCGCCUUUUCUCUCCCCCCUCUCUCUGUUAG